AUGACCCAUUUACAUGCUGGUCUCAGCCCAGAGACGAUAGAGAAAGCCCGCCUUGAACUCAAUGAAAACCCAGAUGUUUUGCACCAGGACAUCCAGCAGGUCAGGGACAUGAUCAUCACAAGGCCUGACAUUGGGUUUUUACGUACAGAUGAUGCCUUCAUCCUGAGAUUUCUCCGAGCCAGAAAGUUUCACCAAGCAGAUGCCUUCAGAUUACUGGCUCAGUAUUUCCAGUACCGUCAGCUGAACCUGGAUAUGUUCAAAAAUUUUAAGGCUGAUGAUCCUGGGAUCAAACGAGCUCUGACUGAUGGAUUCCCAGGAGUGCUGGAAAACCGUGAUCACUACGGCAGGAAGAUACUUUUGCUUUUUGCAGCCAACUGGGAUCAGAGUAGGUAAAUGUAGAUAGUGUACUUAUCUUUUUAAAAAAUAAUAAUACACAAACCAUUAACUGAUUGUUAAUAGCGACACACAUGGGGAAAUAAUUAUUUUGAAUUGUUUUCAAAUCCUGAGUUGAUCUGAUGAAUCUGAUAGUCAAAGAUGUGCAUUAAGAAUUUCCUUCCUUUUUGCUUCAGAUAUGGAGUUCCCAUUUUCCCGUACAUACAGCAGGCUUCAAAGAAAAAUAUUUGCAGGAAGUGCUUCAGUGCCUAUUAUAUUACACAGUUGGCCAUAUCUUGAUAUGUGAUAUGAUAACUGUGGCCACAGUUACAAGACCGUGUGUGUGUUGUUGUUUUUAAUGCCAUAAUGCUGGUAAAUGCAAUGUGAUCACAAAGGCGGAGACUUUUAAACUGAAUAAUCUAAAGAAUCAAGGGGGAUGAAUGCUUCUUUGCUCACAACCAAUCUUUCCAUACCAGCUGGUGCCCAUAAAUUCUGCUUUAUUAACCCAAGAGUUGUAAAUGUCAGACACUUAACUGCAAGUGUACAGAGACUCAGAUUUAAAGGGCAGGGCAUUACUGCUAUGUGAGAUUACAAAAAUCAGUGUAAAUUCUUUUAAAAGAUAUUGAUCAAGACAAACUCACAUGCUUGCCAAGAUGUUCUAAUUUGGGAAGUGUGAUUGCCAGCACAUCCUUCUGUCAAAAUAGAAGGAUAUUUUUAUUUCUUGGCACUGCCAAGAAAUAAUUGCCAUUCCUUUCCAGCUUCCGGCAUGUUAAUGGUAAAAGAGCUUUGCAAACCCUCAUUGACCAUCUUUUAUUUCUGCAAUAUGCUAUUAAAUGCAGGGCUGCCAAGACUGUUGUCAGCGGCAUCAGCACAGAAGUUACAUAUGACAGAUUGAAGUCAUUAGUUCAGACCAAUUACACUUCAAACAAUUACAUUUUUCAGUUCAUCAUAUUAAUUUCUUGUGGGUUAGAAAAGAGAGCUUUAAGCUGAACAAUAGACUGGUGCAAUGACAUGUGAAGGGGUGCAGGUGGAUAAUGUAGGAGAUAUGAGAUAAUGCACUUGAUUCAAUCCAAAUUAAACCUGUCCCUGUCCUGCUUUAUGAAUCACAGGUAGUUCUAACAGGCCAGCGGCAGAAGCAUAUGGAGAAAGCAGUUUAAGGGAGCAUGCAAUAUGCUUAUAAUCUCUUGUCUUUCCCUGUCUGUAGGGGCCUUUGGCCCAAGUUGUGACAGUUGUCGUUGGUCCCUUAAGACAGAUGCUUCUGUCCUGCUUUUGUACAGUCCUCAAUGGCAUAGACAGACAGAUGGCUCCUUAGGCUUCCCCCUUUGCUGUGACAAAGAAGUAUCUCACUAAACUAGGAGAGAGGGAAAGACUAAAAGAUCUCAGAAGCCAACAGCACAAUCCUAAUAAUGUAUACUGAAAAGUAAGUCCCACUGAGUUCAGUGGGGCUUACUUUCAUGUAAGUGGGGUUAGGAUUGAACCCUGAUGUACCUGUAAACAAUCCUCUGUAAUGUUUUCCCACAUAAUCCAGUACAAGGGAAUUCAGGAGCAAACUGCUAAACACCAUCCUGGCAAAUUCCAACAGAGUGCAUUGCUUGGCUCAGGCAAGUGAGCCAAGCCUUGUUCUUUAAUGCAGAACCUGUGGUCCUCCAGAUGGGGCUGAUGGGAGUUGGAGUCCAACAAUGACUGGAAAGGCCACCUGUAUUCAACAAGGAAAUUCAGUUUUCUAAAAUGGUUGCUCAUGUGUUGUAGAUGCUCUUGAAGUAUUCUGAAGUUCUGCGUUCAGAAUGGGGAGGAAAGCAAGCUAAUUCAUAAUUCUACACAUGUCUAUUCAGAAGUAAGCCUUGCUGAGUUCAAUGAGACUUAUUCCCAGGUAACUGUUUUGUGGAUUUCAACCAGAAAACUCUUAAACAACAAAAACAAAAACUUGGCAUGUACCUGAGCCCUGCAUUUUGUAAGUAUUAGAAAAUCAGUGUAUCACUUCUUAACUGACAAGUACCAGGAUAAGGAAAUUGCUGAGCACUACUGAAAAUACCUCUAAGGGAAUGCUCAUAGGACAAGUUUCUAUUUUAUUUUAUCGGUAAAAAUAAAUGCUAUAUAACUAUUUUUUUGUUCUUACCCUAUAGUGACUUUCAGAUCAUGAACAUUCAUUCAAGGUUCUUCCUUCAUACAGGUCAGGAGGGGUCAGUCAUGCCUUGGAAUAGACUAUUCUUCCAUUCCUAGCUUAUGAUGACAAAAGUUCCAAUUUUAAAUGAAUGGAAGGAGUUCAUUCUUAGUGUCAUUUGCACCAAGUUCAUAAGCUUAUGAAUCAUAUGGCCUGCAAAGAUCCAAAAAUCAUUUUAUAGACUUUCUCCCUGUGUGAGAGCUACAAAUUUAAAUGAGCUGUCAUCUGACCACUUACAUUGCAGUUUUAAAUGGAUUCAAUAAGAAUUAAAAAAAUGGAACCCCAAUUCAACAAAUCCAGCACACUAGUGGAAGUCAGUGCAAGGACUCCCACAAGCAUAAUGUGUACCCCCUUCCCCCGCCUCUCCCAAAUCCACUCUGGAGGGUCAGGAUAACACAUCAAAUAGCAUGUGGGUGGAGGAGAAGGGGGAUUGUUUUAUCCAACAAGCUGAAAUGCUUGCUCUGACAGAAUGAGCAGAAGAGCAUGGCAUUGAAUUCUUUCCCUAGAGCAGAUGUCCCCAAACUUUUACUAUACAGUGAAACCUUGCUUCUUUAAUGCCUUGGUAUUCAAACAUUUUGGCUCCUGAACACCAAAAACACAGAAGUACGUGUUUCGAACUUUUUUUGGAAAUCGAACGUCUGGUGUGGCUGUCGGCUAUUGUUUCUGGGGCGCCUGUGCCAGUUGGUAGCUGUGCCUUGGUUUUCUAACGUUUUGGCAGUUGGACAGACUUCCAGAAUGGAUUACGUUCGAGAACCAAGGUACCAUUGUAUUAGGUUUAAAUUCAUCCCCCUAAAUACUGUGCACCAGGAGAAAUGCAUGAGAAAAGCUGCAAACAACCUUUUGGAUUGAAUAUAGUAUGGCAACAGCUGAGUCCCAACUUUGGAGAAAGGCAGGUUAUAAAUACAUUUAAUUAAUUAACUGAAUGAUUACACAAGCAACCCAAGCAAGCAUUUGGGGAAGUCAGUGGUGUGCUGCUUGUGAACAAUUCUACAUCUUUCGACUGAUGUAGUGUAGUGACUUCAGUGGAAACAUACUGUAAAAUGGGCUCAUAUUCGUGUUCCUGAGAAAUGGGCCAAUGAAUGACAGAAAAAGUUGGAUUUAUGGAUAAUACUUUGACCAAAUGUAUCCUUCCCAUAUGCCAUCUGUAUUGAAACAAAUGGUAGUUUUACUGUUACCAAGGCCACAGCUCUUGGCUUGGGACAGUCUUUCUUCCAGUUCUGAACAGCUAUCUUUGAUUGUUCCUUGACUUGCUGUUAUUGCUAAGAUUCAAGGCAGGGACUGUUUAGUUGUGGCCCCAUUCACCUAAAGAAAUCUGGUUUAGCCUAUCUUGGCUUCUAUUUAGGAACCUCUGCAAGCCAAAUCUAUUUUGUCAGGUUUUUAGGCAACUGAUAUUUUGCUGCUCCUAUUGAUGGAUGGCUUUACUGUAGAUUUUUUUUUAAGUUACAAAAGCAAAUCAGAAAUAUUUAGGAAGUGGUCAAUAAAAUGCAACUCAGUGUAACAGAGGGAACAAUUUCUAAUUUAAUAGAAAAGCUCUGAACAAACCUCUGGAUUUUGAGUCCACAUUUUGAUGCUAAGCAUUUCUAGCUCUCUGCUGCAAUCUCAAAUCAAUUUUAUCAUGAUGACAUAACUAAUUCUUUACACAUGCUGAAAUUGUAUAAGGGAAAGAAAAAGUGGUUUGAGAUUGCCCUAGAUUGUUGAAAUGAGAUAGGAAAUGAUGUUUUCUAUGUAGGCCAGCCUAUUUCUAUUAUUCAUUUUCAAACACAAAGUGUAUCCUACCAACCCUGCUUUCAUACUUCUAUGGAGGCCACUUACACAUCGGUGAAAGGGAAGGAGACAUAAAAGUUGCAUCAUCUCAGUAUAGUGAAGAAGACUGUGACCUAUGGAAUUAUGGAACUUGCUCCUGCAAGAGGCAGUGAGAGCAACCAAUUGUGGUGUCUUUAAAAGAUGAUUAAGCAAAUUAUUGUAGGACAAGGCUAUCAAUUGCUACCAGUCAUGAUAUCUGUGUAUAUGGGGAACUGACAUUUGGACUAGAAACUGAUUUACUUCCUCCACCUGUGAGUCAAUUUGGUUCAAAAGGUUUUUUACAGAGAUCCUCUCUGAAGUCAGUUUGCAGCAUGAUUUGAAUCCAAACUGUUCCUGGAAAUGGAUAAACCUAGGCUAAAAGUGUGAAAGAUCAAAUGUUAAAAAAACAACACCUGGGACAGUUUUGGAGAAUCAAGGUUCUACUCUGCCUGAAAGCCCUGAAAAAUUCAAUAUUGUGCCAAAGGUUAAAAAUAAAUAAAUGAUUGCCCUUUUGCAUGAACAUGAACAGUGAUAUUUGCACAAAGAAUACCUGAUUAAGAGAACAAUUCCCAAGAUGAGGGAAAAAACACUUUCUACAACAGUUUUUCCCGUUUGUUCAGUUUCGCAGCCUGUCUUGCAUCCUCUCCUCUGCACUUCUCUGCCUUCUUCAGACUUCAAGUCAAAGCUGCAAUCUGGAGAACUCUGGCUGUGUAACUAAAUGAACUUGGUUCAUUACCGUUCAGAUCAAUCAGCAGUCUCCUUUGUUUCUUUUGCGGUACAAACCCAGUGCUUGAUUUAAGCUAUAAAUAACAUGAGGUGUUAACUCAUGGAGGGUUUAACCGCAAAGAAUAAAUUAUUAAAGACAUUUGUGGCUAUCAGAAGUUGGUUUCGAUGGCUUCUGUUUACAUCCUAGGAGAGCAAUAACAGAAGACAUCACACAUGACAGGAUAACUGAAAUGAGAAAACAUUAGCUUAAUAUGUCUGGUUCGUAUUUAAAGCUAUUGCAUUUUCACAUGCUCCCACCUUCCAGAGCCGUGAGAAGUUUUAGGGGAAGCGCUACCUGAGUUUUGGCUUUCUUAAGGAGAGGAGACACUGGAGACUCACAGCACAUUUGUAAUAUUUGGUUUAUUCACCAGUAUGCAAGUAUUAGUAGAGGCAAAUUGCAUCUGCACUUUUACUAAGCAGCAGGUCAAUCAGAUAUAGAGAGCAAUUGUAUACCCCACUCCUUUCUUGGAAUCAUCAGCUCACAGUGCUUCCUUACUCGCUCCUUGUUCUCUGAAUACUUCAGCCGAAUUUUAGAGCAUACCAAAAUUCAAGCAGAUCAUGUUGCUCAAACAAGUCUCAAAUGAAGCAGGGAAUCCUCUCAUGUGUUCCUUCCUGUCCAGAAGGAUCCAGUGACUGGCAUGGGUGGGUGAAGUCAAUCUAGGGCCCAAGAGUAUUUCACUGCUUAGGCAGAUGUUGCAACUUCCAUCUUGCAGUUCAGUGGCUCACCGCAUGAGGGAGCUGCCCUGGUUGGAGCCCCAGCAGCUCCCAACAACUCUGUUUAUAUCCCACUCUUCAUCCAAGUUGCUCUGGGCAGGAUACGAUAAGCCCUUCCAAGGAUACUUACAACACCUCUGUGGGGUUGGUUAGGAUGAGAGAUAGCGGCUGUGUCAGAGGCACCAACUUCUAAGGGAGAAAGCGGUGGCUGACAUCGGUGUGACUGUUAGAAUUCCUGCUCCAUGAUUGCAGUCAUGGGAUUUUUGUCUAUCACAUGACGGUAUAUGUUUUGACUCCACGGUAUAUGUUUUGAGUGGGAAGUGACGGAGACAGGAUGUUUGUGUUACUGUGUUCCGUGAAGUGGGACUAUUGUCCUUUGUUCUUUUUCUCUUUGCUGUCUGAUGCUAGAGAGAGAGGGAGCCAUGUUGCAGUGCUCCGUGUGUGUUUAUAUGUAAAUAAAGUAGAUUAGCCAAAAUGCUGAGUUGAGUUGCUGAGGUCUGUUAUGCAAGCUGCAAAGACUCUGUGGAUCCCUAAGUGUGCCAGUGUCUGUUGCCAUCGGUCGCUGUGAUGUUCGGGCAGAAGAAAGAAGCUCCUGAACAAUCGACCAGGAGGGAGAGAACACACCAGUCAGGCAUGUGUCUCUGCUAUUGUAGGAUGAGCUCGAGUGUAGGAUGAGCUCCUAACAGUGACAGGAGCCAGGGAGUUGAGCAGCGCAGCUUCAAUGGCUGGUGAAUGCUACUUCUCCUGUCGCCGCCACUGGCUGGGGGCUGCUUCCCUGCUUCUUCCUCUCCAUGGUAAGAAGCCACACUGUACUUGGCUCUGCGAUUGGCCUCCUCUGCCUGCUUUGAACAUCCUCCCAAAAUAUUGGGGUCCCUAAAAGGUCUCAGCCCCUAGGAGUUCAGCUCCCCAUGGCUGUGUAUAGAUCGCCACCUUUGAACAAAGCUAGAUUGUUCUUUUCCUCAAUUCGGAUCAAAGCUGCUUUGGGGGAAAAUGCAUCAAAACUCAGUAAUUCAUAAGAAAUGACAGGGUAGAUGUGGAUUUUACUAAUAUCUUGUAUAUGCUGCUUCCCAAACCAGCAGCAGAAAUGCAAUGGCUGCACAGUAAACAGAAAUAUGUAAGCAUUGCAUUCCUGCUGCUGGUUUGGGAAAUGAUGGCGUUUUUAUUGCUUCCUUUGUUUCUUAUAUUAUAGUACUGUUUGAAUUAUAAGCAAGGUUAAUUGUAAAGAUGAAAAAGAAAGGAAAGGGGCGGGGGGGGAAUACAGUUGGAAAGCCUACAGCAUAUAGCACACAUAUUACGAUUGCUACAGCAGGAUCUACAAAAACCAAUCAGCAAUGUUUAAAUCAUCCAUGGUUAAACAAAGUUGGGAGCCACUGCAUGAAAACGUAAAUGGAGCCCUGCUGGAGUAGACCAAAGGCCUAUCUAGUCCAGUGUCCUGUUUCCUACAGUGGCCAGUCUAUGGGAAACCCACAAUGCAGUAGUCAUCUCCCAAAGUUGUUCCCCAGGAACUAGUGUUUAAAGGCAGGGCAUUUCCAAUACUGGAGAGAGUACGCAGCCCAGUAGCAGCCAGUGGGGAGGGGUGGGGCACGGUGGCAUUGCUUACGUGGUUUCCUAAUGCAGUGCUCACUUCCAGAAACCAAAAUGGAGAGAGGUGAAGCAGUGGGGGUUUCAGGGUGGGUAGUGGAUUGGCUAUGCCACUGCAACCGCUGCUCUGACAUCUUCACCCUUAUCUGCCUCCCUUCACAUUGGGAAGCUAGGUAACACAAUACUGUGUUUUCCUCAUCAGGAAUUGCCACAGCCAGUUGAUAAUUCUGAUAAUUCCUGCACCUUUCCCAGUUCUACAGUAUCCCUUUUGAGAUGUGGCAACCAGAGCUGUAUGUUGUAUUGUCAAUUUCGUCUUCAAUUCAUUUCCCAAUGAUACCCUAGGCUUGAAAUUUGCCCCUCCGCCUUAACAGUAUCUCAGAGAAGUUGCAAUUUCUUGAAGUGGUGAAAACUAGUUGAUAUCGUGGUUGCUCUGAAAUUUUUAACCUCUGCUUUGAUGUGAAAUUAGCAGGUACUAAAUUCAAUAGCAAUCAAAUCCCUAAGUGUCAUUUUAAAAUUUCAACAGAAUGGUAUUGACAGGUCAGGAACAGGGAAAAAUAGUACCAUUACUAUCCUCCAAUUUGAUCAAGAGCAUCUUGAAGUCAAAUUACAGUCUUUGUAAAUUAAGUCUUGUGAAGAUUUGGUUCAUUUCGUUGUAACUGAAGGGUCCUGUGCUUGUUCUAUGUUUUUUGCCAGUACUUUGCCCUGAUUGUACAAAAUAUAGCUUCCAAAGCAAUACAGCCUUGACAAGUCAGAUUACAUAAAAAGUGGCACCAAGUCCCUCUGAUCAAAGCAACAAACAACAAUCAUUUUCACUCUGAUCCAUAAAAGGGAAAUGUUUUCUCCCUUUUUCUAAGGCAUUCCCAGUUAUGCAUCCUUAAUGUAUAACAUGUAUGUUAGAUUAUAUCAACAUUAGGUGUGGUUGCUUAUAUUGCUUCUACUGCUGGGCCCUAAAUGUGUGAAUUCAAUUGGGGUUUGGGCCUGGUUUUGGCACAGAAACUGCUUUGGUCACCCUGUAUGAUGACCUCUGUCGAGAGAGACACACAAGGGAAACAUGUCCCUGACAAUUCUCCUCGACCUCUCAGCGGCUUUCGAUACCAUCGACCAUGGUAUCCUUCUGGAGCAACUGUCUGAACUAGGGGUGGGUGGCAUCGCUUUGCAGUAGUUCCAGUCCUACUCGGAUGGUCAUUCCCAGAGGGUGUUGCUUGGGGAAAGCUUUUCAGCCCUAUGGAAGCUUCAAUGUGUUUAACAGCUACAUGAAAUCACUGGUUGGGGUCAUCCGGAGGUUUGGAGUACAUUGUCAGCAGAAUGCUGAUGACACUCAGCUCUAUUUCUUCUUAUACCUGCAGGUGAGGCAGUAGAAGUGCUGGACCAGUGUCUUGCCUCGGUAAUGGACUGGAUGAGAGCCAACAAACUGAAGCUCUGUCCAGAUAAGACUGAGGCACUGUUAGUGGGUGGUUCCCUAGACAGGGUGGGUGGGAGAUCGCCUGCUUUUGAUGGGGUUACACUUGGGAGUACUCCUGGAUCCCUUACUGUCGCUUAAGGCUCAGGUGGCCUCAGUGGCACUAAGUGCCUUUAAUCAGCUUCAGCUGGUGGCCCAGCUACACCCCUAUCUGAAUUCAGCUAGUGCAGAAUUCAGCAGCCAGGUUGCUCACUUGAGCAAGAUGGUUUGAGCAUAUUACACCGAUCCUGUUCCGACUGCACUGGUACCAAUUAGUUUCCAGUUCAACACUUUCCAAUUCAAAGUGUUGGUUUUGACCUAUAAAGCCUUAAGCGGCUCAGGACCACAAUACCUCAAGGAUCGCCUUUUUCCAUAUGAACCUACCCAGACCCUGAGAUCAUCUUCUGAGUCCCUUUUUCAUCUGCCUCCUCCUUGAGAGGUCUGGAGGGUGGCAACACAAGAACGGGCCUUUUCUGCAGUGGCUCCCCAUCUGUGGAAUGCUCUCCGAAGGGAAGUUCGCCUGGCACCUUCAUUAUACACCUUUAGGUGCCAGGCAAAAAUGUUCCUUUUUAAAUAGGCCUUUGGUUGAUUUGAUUGACAUCCUAUGCCCUUUUAAAAUGUGUGGGGGUUUUUGGGAGGGCUUAUUGGGUUGUUUUUAUUUUGAUUAUGUAUUUUGUGGUUUUAUAUUCUGAUUUUAUUCUGUGAACUGCCCUGAGACCUGUGGGUAUGGGACAGUAUAUAAAUUCAAUUAAUAAUAAUAAUAAUGUAAGUUCCACAAAGAUUAAGAUUAUGAAUAUGAAUAUUUUAGACUGCAGUAUUUACUGUAACAAAGACAGAAAUAUCUAUGAUAGCAGUCUUUAGUGCAAUAAAAGACAGAAAUAUUGGAAUUGUGUUAAAGCACAAAGAGGGGGGGGACUCUUCUGAUGGGUUUUGCAGAUACAAUUGGUUAAUGGGGAUGAGACUUAAAUUCUCCCACACUAGCACAUGAAUCCCAGUGUUUUCCCUCUUUCCUCUUCCUUGUUUAAAUCGUCAGCUUGGACAUUAUUCCUUAUGUUAAAAUAAUCCUAUCACAGUAUGCCUUGGCUACUGGUGCAAUCUGCUCGUGGCAUUAACAUAAACUUUCAAUCUUGUUAUGUAUGGAGGAUAUCAGGACAGGUGCUGGGCUAAACAGGACAGGUGCUGGGCUGUAUUGCAUAACAGGACAGGUGCUGUAGUUUUGUAUUGCAUAUACAAGCUUCAGGUUCAUAUGCUCCCCUUUCCCUUCCCAUUCUUUGGUGUGGCCUUUAGGACAAGAUUAGAAGCAAAAGCUUUCAACUAACCACAGAAUUUGUUUGCCUGAACUGUAAACUGUGGUUAGUGUCAACUAUGUUUCAUGGCAAGCAGGGAGAGCAUUGCUGGAUCUCAGAACUGUUCCAGCUCACGAUCUUCAUUAGCUUUGCUCUGUGCCCUCCUUGAAUGCAUUUGCCAGUCUGGAAUGUGCCUUGAUACUUUACCUUGAUGGAGGAUGAAAGAUUUUGUGGGAUUGUGGUAGUUAGGAAUCAGUGACUUUUGUGUGGCUGAACUAUCGCCUAUGGUAAGAGUCAUAUCCUUUGCCCCAUCAUCCAUAUUUGCCAUAUUCACUGACCACUGACAUGUGGCCCCAGGAAGGGUGUAUGUGAGGGAAUGUGGCCCUUGCAUUGAAAAAAGUUACCCAUCCCUGGAUUAGAGGAACAAAGCAGGAUCACUAACCAUUGUUUGAAUGCCAACCAAGGUUUGGACAUAAUGAGUAACUGGAGUUAGUUGAAAACAGAUGUGAAAGGCUUCGAUCCGCUUGCAGCUGUGAUACAGUUUAAGCAGGGAUCGGGAGGGGGAGUGUGAUCCUAAGUCUUGUUAAGACUCUGACUGUGGUUUAGUGUUGCAUCCAUAUGCAGUCACUUUCAAGCUCUACAAUUCUAUAAAUGUAGGAAAGAAACAGAGAUAGCAAAGUCAUAGCUGUAAAUCGAGCUGCACAUAAUCAGGUAUUAUUGUUAUUAUUAUUUGAGGUAGGUAGCCGUGUUGGUCUGACGCAAUAGAAAUAUAUAUAUAAAAAUAAAAAAUUUGUCCAGUGGCACCUUAGAGACCAGAUUCUUGCGUGCACACAAAAGCUCAUAUCAAGAACAAACUUAGUUGGUCUCUAAGGUGCUACUGGACACACACACACACAUAUAUUUACCCCACCCAGCUGGCUGUGUCUCCCCAGCCACUAUAGGCAGCUCCCAGCAGAAUAUUAAUAAUAAUGAUAAAAAAGUGAUAUAACAUCACUCAUUAAAGCGCAGUAGAGGUUCAUAUUGGACUAUCCUAGGACUAAUUUCUGUGUUUUGAAAAUUGGUAAAAUAUGCCUUAAUUAAAGAUUGAUACAGUAGAGUAUUAAGAAGAAAGGCCAAGGUCUUCAGGGUAAAAUGCAGGGAGUCCUGAAACAGAGUAUUAUAAUUAUCAGCAAUGAAAAACGCUAGGUUAUUUAUCUAAUCAUAUUAGCGAUACAGAGCUACAGUUUCCACAUACUUAUAAGCAUCGGUCAGUUUUGUAUUACUUGCAACCUCACAAGGAAAGGAAAGGUCUAGGCAUUGUCAGCCAGACAAUUAAGAAUUGUACUCAAUGUACAGUGGUGGUCAGAGAAGUUAAUAAGAUACAAGGCUGAAUUAAGAAAGAACAAUUCAAAGUGUGAAAAAGAUAACAUGAGAGCAAUUAUGCACACUGAUAUAUUAUUAUCACUUUUAAUAUUUCAUAUUUUCAACAUCUGAUCUGGAAAAGCCAAAAGCCAAAAAGAAACAGAAAGAUCCAAAGAAGCUCAAAUAAACUAAUUUGUUCCGGAUAGAGGGAAGUGAAAAGAUGAACAAAUUGGAAAUCAUACAGAAGCAAUAUAAUAUGGGGUGAGAAUAGGGUGGGUGCUUAGCUCAAAUGAAAAGAGCUUGUGAAAAGAAGGCAGAGAAUAAUUGGUCACUAUCCCCUUUGUGGAUAAUAAAUGCAACAAUAGGAUUACAUUACAGAACAUAGAUUUAUCUUCAUCAUUAGGAAAGCAAUGCUGCACAGCAGAAUUUCUUCAGCGAGAUAAACUGCCAAGUAAUCUAUUUGCUGGAUGAUUUUGAAGGAUAGGUGCAGACUUUUGUUCUCCAGGAAUGACUUAGGAAUAAUGUUGUGAUUUAAAAAUGUCUUAAAUUUGUCAGUUCUUUAUUGAAUUUCUAAAAGUCUGGAUAAGUUGAUCAGCUCCAGCUGUCCCACGGAGGACUCUUGUUUUGUGGAAAGAAGCCAGACUUUGGAAACACAAGCUGGAUUAUGUUUCAUAAGCAGAGGAGGAACCAAGAGGGCUGGCCUGCCCAUAAGGUGGGCUAAGGUAGUGCUUCAGAUGGCAGAAACCUAGGAGGCAGUGCCACUGUGGGUGCCCCGCUCACCUCUCUACCUCCCCUGCUGGUAGAGAAGCAGCUCUGGCUUCCAGUGAGAUCUCACCAAGCUCUGCAAGAUCUUGCAAGUUCACACUGGAAUCGUCACUAACACCAUUGCUUUGUGGGUGCUUCAGUAAGAGUGAGGUGGUGGGGGCAGCAAGUUGGUGGGGGCACGUUCCUUCCUCAUCUCAGGUGGUGAAGCAGGACACGCCGCCCCGGGAACCAGCACCAUUUUCUUUGAGAAAUGUUUAUUGGAAUAUUUUGAAAUAUCUGCCAUUUCAGAAAACAUUAAUCCAAAUCAUGAAAUGUUGAUUCUUUCACCAGAAAAAUAUUAAUAAUUUUAUUCAUUCAUUCAUUGAUUGCUUGUGAUUUGUUGAUAACUACAAUUAUUUUCUCCUCUCUUUUAUUCCAUCCCUAGGAAUUCUUUCAUAGACAUUUUACGGGCUAUUCUGCUGUCCUUAGAAGUUCUCAUUGAAGACCAAGAGCUUCAGAUAAAUGGCUUCGUUCUAAUUAUAGACUGGAGUAAUUUCUCCUUCAAGCAAGCUUCCAAAUUAACACCUUCUAUCCUCAAACUGGCCAUUGAAGGGUUACAGGUAUGUGGAAUGGGGAUAUUGUGUACACAAUGCCCUGUGAAUAAUGUAGGGUCAGGGUGGGUACCAGGAGCUGGUCAGUAAUAACACACACGGUGUCAGUGAAGUUGACUCCUUAUUCAAAGAAACAAGCAGCUCAGGUGGACAGGCCUAGUGAACAAGGCAACUCUUCCCAGUAGAUCUUGCCCCAAUGAGGCAGUUGGGAGGACUGAAGGUCCCCACCUUUCCACAGUUGCCUAAGCCUCCUCCUUCCCCAGGUCCUUUCCAAGCAAUCUGAGACUCCAACAAUGUCUCUGCUCCAUCCUCUUCAUACCUCUACUGAUCCUGGGAGACCAAGGGGUGGGGGAUCUGGUUGCAGCAGACAGGGAGACCCCUGGCUUCUUCAACAGCCUGUCUGAUCCCUGCCCCUUGGCCCCACCCCUCCUCUCCACCCUCUGCUUCUGCCUUUGAUUCUGGACUGCUCUCUGCCAUAGCCACUUCCUGCUCACUAAACCCUGUUAAGUCUUCAGCUUCCAAAACUUCCUCCUCUCACCUCUGCUCCCACCUCUGCUCCCUCUUCUCUCUCUGAACACUCAGCUCAUCCCACCACCACUCCCCAGGCUCUGAGCCUUCCCCUGAGGGUUCCCUUGCCAGUCAAUGACAUGUGGGUAUGCUGAUUGCCGGAGGCGUACUGUGUUUUAUAUAGCAUGGAGAGAGGAAGGAAAAAUCAGUAAGAAAAGAAUAAUCAUUUGAGUAAAUGAGCUUUAAGCCAGUCAGAAUUUCAAAUGUUUGUUUAUUGCUUUCAUUUAAAUGGUGAGCUAUUCUUACCACAGGCCUGUCCUACUUACUGCAGCAAUUAAGAAUAAUGUUUAGAGAUUUGUGAUUUAAUCCACAUGAUACUUCCUGGAGAUUAAAAACUUGCAACAUCUGCCUGAUGAAACACAUGCCAAGCACAUGCAGGGCCUAUGCAUAUGUACUGAAUGUGGAUUAAUAAGCCCCCAGAGACACAGCUGAGCACCAGAGACUUUGCCUGCAUAGCCAAAAGCCCAGUUGUGUGUGUGUUUGUGUGUUAGUUAAUACAGGCUAUUAAAAUCGAGCAGAAUAGGGUAUGUUGCUAAUGUCUGAAGCGGGAGAUUUAUGGGCAAACUGAAAAUUCUGGGAAUAGAUCUUGUGGUUUAUACCUUACCUCAGGUUUGAUCUCUAAAAUGGGUUCCACUACUGUAUUUAUUUGUUUUUUGUAGGCAAUUUCUCUCAGUGUGGAAUUUAAGUUUGAAUGUGUACAUUUGCUUCUGAAUAGGCAUGAAUAGAAAUGUUCUGUAAGUUUUCCAGAGCAAAGUAUGACCCAAUGAGCUCUGCUCACCCACGGGGAUGGUGAUAAUAAUAAUAAUAAUAAUAAUAAUAAUAACAAUAAUAAUAAUAAUUUUAUUGAUUUAUAACCUGCCUAUUUGGCUGGGUUUCCCCAGCUACUUAAACAGAAUAUUAAAAACACUUUAAAACAACAUUAAAAACUUCCCUAAACAGAGUUGCCUUCAGAUGUCUUCUAAAAGUCAGAUAGUUGUUUAUUUCCUUGACAUCUGAUGGCAGGGCAUUUCACAGGGCAGGCACCACUACCGAGAAGGCCCUCUGCCUGGUUCACUGUAGCCUCAUUUCUCGCAGUGAGGGAACAGGCAUAAGGCCCUGGACCUCAGUGUCCAAGCUGAACGAUGGGGGUGAAGAUGCUCCUUCAGGUAUAUUGGGCUAAGGCUGUUUAGGGCUUUAAAGCUCAGCACCCAUUGCCCUCCAGAUAUUGUUGAACUCCAGCUCCCAUCAGGCGCAAAGAACAUGACCAGGAAUGAUGGGAGUUGUAGACCAAAUAGCUUGAAGGGCACCUCUGAUGUAGAGCUAUCUACUCAGCCUGGGAACAAAGACUAAAUUGCAGGAUUGAUUGUAUUUUGGAAUGUGGAUGCCUUUCAAGCGCCAAGAAACGUCAGCAAGGCCUAAGGAAGUGAAGCCCACCAGAUCCUCUCCUGUGUAUAGUGUAAACAGUUACUUUUAUGUACUUAUUUCCUAAAUUUUGUACACUGCUUGAUUGUAAAAACCCGCUUACAAAAAGAAUAAAACAGUAAAAUUACUGGCAAAAACAACCAUUUGUAAUAUUUGAAAAGAUUAAAAUCAGCUAUAAGCUGACAGCAGAUUAAAACACACAUCAGCAUUCUACAUAUCUGGGUAGGCUUGUUUAAACAAAAAAUUAAUAAAUGUUUUUAGCAGGCACCAAAAAGAGGGCAGUGAAGGCACCUGCUAAAUGUCAAUAGGAAGGAAGUUCCAAAGUGUAUGCCAACCCCACUACCCAUAGAGGUGAUAUUUGGUUCAAGAUGCAUGUUAAUGUGAACUUAGGCAAUGCACACUUCCUGAAAUGUAGCCAUCCUCCAAAAUGCACACUACUUUGAAUUCUGCAGUGUUCUUCAAGCCCAAAAUAUGCAUGUAAAUGCAUAUAUUAGGGGGAAAUGUGCUUAAAAAUGGAUAUACUAGUAGAAAAUGACAUAUACAAAUGCACUAUAUUAUGGAAGAUUGCUUGGGGGGAGAACUGGUAUACUGGGCAUUAAAACGUUGCAGAAAUAUGUUGUAUUUCCAAAAAUGUAAACUGAUCCAGAAGUGUUGCAAACUGAACUUGGCAUUAGAAAAACGAGCUAAUGAGAAAACAAAGCUAACAUAUUUGUCCACCCCUAACUGUUUGCAAUGCUUGUAUUGAGCUUUGACGAUAACUCAAGAUGUAAUAGCAAGCGAUGGGUUUAAAUUUAUUAUUACAACCUCUCUUGGCUUCAGACAAUGGAAUAGCUAAGACUCUGCUUUAUUGGUUAAGUGCUCUCACAUCAUAAUAGGCAAUUACCUGGAAGUGCUACUAUUUAAGACCUUUACACUAAGAAAUUCACUUUCUUUUGAUGUUUAGAAUUCCAUGUCUCCAGAAUAACUUCUCCUAGCUGGUUACAGAAGUCAACAAAAUGCUUAUUUAUUCAUUACAUUUUCAACUAUUUAUAGGCAGUCCCAUAACAGGAAAUCCUCUCAGGGUUUUAUUACAAAAUAAAACAAGAAAAUUAUUAAAGGCCACAGUAGACAAAAUGUAGGGAAUAAGAAGACACCAAUUAGGAUCAAAGCAGAUAAAUUCAAAGCAGAGAGUCAAUGACUAAAAUCUACAGGCCGUAAACAAUAAUAACAGCCACAAUUUAAAUUAAAAUGGAGAACAAAAAGGGUUUUCCCGGUGCCAAAAAGGCAUCAGAGUAGAUGCCAGACAAGGCUCUCAGGCGAUCCCAGUGGGGUGUCAUCACGGCUCUCCCCCCCCCCCACGCUGGGCCCCAUGCCCCCGGGACACACGCCAGCCCCGCCCUCGCCUGCUCUCCACCCCCCCCCCCCUGGUGCCGGAGAAUGAAGCUCUGCCACUGGAGAUGGCAUUCCACAAAUGGGAGCCACUACUGAAAAGGUCCUUUUGCUCAUAGCCACCAAGGGCCAUAGAUGAUUAUGUCAAGCUACAGAUGUGAAGUGGUGAUUCUUCAGGUACUGAGGUCCCAACAAGGAAGGGCUUUCAAGGGGAAAAGACCGAACAGCACUUUUAAUUGGGCCUGUAAAUGAACUGGUAGUCAGUGAAGAUGGCAAAAUACUGGCAUAAUAUGUUUAUACCAGUUUGCAUCCAUGUUCUGCCCUAACUGAAAUUUCUGGACUAUUUUCAAAUGCAACUGCAUGUGCAAUGGGUUGUGAGAGGCAUAGUUCACUGUCAAGUUAGGUAGUAGCUGGCCUUCCAAACUAGGCUGGUAGAAUGCAAUUCAAGCCACAGAGGUCACUUGUGUCUCCACUGGCAAAGAUGGGUCAUUAAGUACCCUCAGAUUACGAACCUAACUAAUCCUUUAGGUGGAGUGCAUCCCCUCCAGAACAGGAUUUAUUUGUUUUAUUUAUUAACUUUAUAUACAGUGGUACCUCAGGUUACAUACACUUCAGGUUACAUACGCUUCAGGUUACAUACGCUUCAGGUUACAGACUCUGCUAACCCAGAAAUAGUGCUUCAGAUUAAGAACUUUGCUUCAGGAUGAGAACAGAAAUCGUGCUCCGGCGGCGCGGCAGCAGCGGGAGGCCCCAUUAGCUAAAGUGGUGCUUCAGGUUAAGAACAGUUUCAGGUUAAGUACGGACCUCCGGAACAAAUUAAGUACUUAACCUGAGGUACCACUGUACUGCCCUUCUUCUGAACAUCUCAGGAAGGUUUGUAAGAUAAAAAUACAGGAUAAAUAAAUAGAUAGAACAAACGCAAAAUGAAACAAUAACCCCCCCUCCCACAAACACAUUUAAAAGGCCAUAGAAUAUUAAAUAGCCAAAGGCCUGGUUGAACACCAUUCAUCUAGGCAGAUAAACCUCCCAUUAACACUACCUCAUUCUUGCUUGGACUGAGCUUCAGGUUUGGGGCCCUCAUCGAAUCUAUUACUGCAGCUAGUAAAAGACUAGCAUUUCCACUUCCCCAACUGGCUUUGAUGAAAAAGAGAAAUUGAGUUUGGUGGCAUCCACAUACCACUAAUAUCACACACCAAAUCUGGAUCAUUCCAUUCCGUGUUCAACAUAGCUACAGUGGUACUUCAGGUUAAGUACUUAAUUCGUUCCAGAGGUCCGUUCUUAACCUGAAACUGUUCUUAACCUGAAGCACCACUUUAGCCAAUGGGGCCUCCUGCUGCCACCGCGCUGCCGGAGCACAAUUUCUGUUCUCAUCCUGAAGAAAAGUUCUUAACCCGAGGUACUAUUUCUGGGUUAGCGGAGUCUGUAACCUGAAGCGUAUGUAACCUGAAGCGUAUGUAACCCGAGGUACCACUGUACUAGGAAUGACAUACACACUAGACAGGAUCAGGCCAUUCUCUGAAUGGAGAGAUGUAGAAGGACUGGUACUGAGAAACCUUUUCACAAAUGAUCUACAGUUUGGAGUGAGCAGUGAGGUUGCCAAGUUUGCUGAUGGUACUAAAUUGUUCAGGGUAAUUGAAACAAAAAGAGAUUGUGUGACGAGCUCCAAAAGGACCCCUGAGUGAAUGGUUGGCAAAAUGGCAAAUGCAAUUCAAUGUACUGUUUAAGGAGAGGCAGUUCCAAAGGAUGGGUGCCACCACACAAAAGGCUUGAUUCUUACAUUAUGUAAAAUGGACUUCCUGAUAGUAUCUGAAGGAAGCCCUCAGCCGUGCUGUAUAAAAGGAGUGAGAUAAUCUUUUAGGUAUUGGAAUGUGGCCAUUUGGUCCUCCCUGCUCUUGUUUCUGGAAUAUAACAUGCCUAUGUCUUUUUAAAAAAAGCUGGCUGUGUUCAGAGAAUUCUAUACAUUUCAGAUGUUCCAUAUGAACCUCACAUUACUAGGUUCAUUAUCAGGUUCAUUAUCACAUUACUAGGUUCAUUGGUUGGCUGGUUUGAAAGCAAAAUAUUUGAAACUACUAUCAGACAAAUAUAUCUAAUCAGUCACAAUGUUGCUCAUUGCAAUCCAUUUCUCUGCCUACAGCAGGGGUCAGCAAACUUUUUCAGCAGGAGGCCGAUCCGCUGUCCCUCAGACUUUGGGGGGGGGGGCGGACUAUAUUUUUUUUUGGGGGGGGAGAACGAAUUCCUAUGCCCCACAAAUAACCCAGAGAUGCAUUUUAAAUAAAAGCACACAUUCUACUCAUGUAAAAGCACGCUGAUUCCUGGACCAUCCAUGGGCCAGAUUUAGAAGGUGAUUGGGCCGUAUCCAGCCCCCAGGCCUUAGUUUGCCUACCCAUGGCCUACAGAGUCCAUUCUAUACAGAUAUAUAUCUUUUGCAUGCAUAAGUUUCAAGAAGAUAUCCUAAGUAUUUGGAAGUAUUUGUUUGCUAUGUCAGCAUUGUUUCAAAGCAUUUAUGAAGCCAGUUGUAUUGAAGAGCUAAACUAGAAACUAGUUAAAGCUAUUGUGGAGAGUGUUGUGGUACCAGCUGAAACAAGGUCAGUUUGACAUAUUCCCCAGACACUUGAGCCGUCUGUUUCCAGCAGCUGUUGUGUUGUAAGGUAGAGUGGAGCUCUCUCUGAGCUGUCAGUCAAAGUGACCUUUGAAAGGAAACUAAGGAUCUACUCUUUAUGUAGAGAAUAAAGGAGUAGGAACAGACUUUGUUUUCGCCAAGAGAAGGUCCAUGUUGGUUAUCCAUCUGCCAUUGCAUGGAACCAAGAUGAAACGAAGAAAAAAAGAAAAGAUUUCAGACAAUAGAUUCACUUUUGUUCCUUGGAGAUUGGGGCAGACUACUUAGAAAAUUUGCACACACUCUCAAACACACAGCCCUGAUCCUAGGCUGAAUAUGUGUAGAACAUAAUUCAGGAUCACAAAUUUAAUUGCUGAAUUUUAACAAAAUUCUACCCCUCCUCUUUCCCCAGCUUAGGUGCUUACUACCGCUUGGCAAAUUAGUGGACACCAACAGUAACUCUGCUGCUGGCUCCUUUACUUGAGAAAGCACAUGCACACCAUUUGAAUGGCAAUGCCCAUUGGGGGGGAAACCCCCCAAAAUAUUUUAUUGGGGGUGGCAGAGGGACCUCAGAAGCUCCUAUGCUUCUGAGGAAGUCCAUUCAAACAGUUUUUCCUGUGAAAAGGUUUUUCCUGAUGUUUAUAUGGUCAAACUUUCAUUUUCCUCUUUCCUACUUUAUCACUUUCUUCCAAAGCUGUAUUUGAAAAUGCCCAUUGGCACAAUUGUAUAGAAUUAUACAAGAGAACUGUUAAUAUAAAAGAAUAAAUGGUUUAAUGAAGCCCAAUUCAGAUUAAUACCUGUGGUCUAACCUGAUUAGCUUAUUACAUCAAUCUAAUGCUUCCAGUCUAUUAGAAAUGCUGUAUGAAUAUUAAUGAGAGUCCUGAGGUCUUUGAACAGAAAGAACAACAUUUUUUUUUGCACUUUCAAGAAUCAGAAAGGUAUGAUUUGGUUACUUUUGCAAGGGCAUUUGUUAACAAUAUCAAUAAACCUGCAAAAAUCAGAGGUCAUUUUCAAGCUUGCAACUCUACCAUUUGGAGGUGAAUCUCAGCAUUAAUUUGUAACAUGCAUGUUUACAGGGAGUCGACUCUGGAAAAUGGCUGGAGUGCAUCUUUGGGGACAGCCUUCAUGUCAAAAAUAAAAAUGCUUACACAUGAAAGUGUGUUGCUGAUAUCAGGCACACACUUAACUCAUUCAAUGUCAAAUCCCAUAAAAAUAUUAAGUGCUAUUUUUCUAGGUAAGGAGGUGCUGGAAACUCACUGUGAACACCCUCCCUUGUUCUCUUAUAAUGGUAAUGGCACCCCCCCCCCGAGAGGUGCUGGAACUGAGUCCCUGCAAGUUCUGGCUGAAAAAAGCCCUGAAAAUAUCCAGACCUGAGCUUAUGAUCCCCUUUGAGCAACUUGUGUGUUUGUAGCACAGACAUUUAUUUUAAACAGGAUGCAGAUUUGGCAUCUGUACUGGGAUCCACAGAAGCCCUGGAGGAAAGCUACAACUCCCAAGGGUAUGUGGCACCCUUGAUGUUCCAGGCACCCAAAAGGAGAGGAAUCUUCUUUCUUCCUGCAGCAACAACCAUCAAGUAAAUAUAUUGUUACACACCACACCAAUCUCCACAGAGCAGUACAUGAGACUUCAGGGGUUCCUGGUGCUCACUCAGGGUUUGUGUUUUCUUCAGAAAACCAGGCACAACAGAGACUGUAGUGUCUUUAAGAUAUAUGGUUUUAUUUACACGUAUAUACAACGUGAACCUCAGCACCCCAAAACACACCAGCUUAUUCCAUAGUAGCAGCAUCAGAAUCCUUUGCUCUGCUGAGCACAUCCAAUAUUCGUCAUACGCAGACUAGACCUGUUGAAUUGAAUGAACAUGAUUAUCAUAGGUCCAUUGAUUUCAGUGGGUGUCUUUUGAGUAAAACUUAGUUGCAUACAGUCCAGUCCUUUUGAAUGUGCAAAUUGUUGGGAUUCACAGGAUGCUGUGUAAGAAAGUCUGCAGGCUUCAGUUUGCCAGUGGAUGCAACAGGCUGAUGCAACACUUUAUGUGAAGGUGCUGGGUCAGAAUGACUCAGCAGUAAUGUGCUGGCAGUUGAUUGGCUGUCAUCUGUUUAAAAGGGAAGCCUGUCCAAUAGUGGUGGUGGUGGUGUAGAUGAGUGUGGAGUCUUCUUUUGCCUCAAGGUGCAGCCAGGUACUCUGUCUGAUUAUAUGAACUGCUUCUGUAGAUAUUUGUAUAUAUAUAUUUAGCUCACAAUAAUGAAUACUGCACUAAAGAACCUGGGACUCUGAGCAUUCUGCUAAAAGCGCCGCGAGGAAUUUGCAACACAAAUAUGAAAUGAAUACAUUGGGAGUCAUGUGAACGCUAUGCUGACUUUCUACUUGCUGGGAACUCUUGUUCCCCAAGGAAGCAUUCAAAAGUGGCAUAUCCCAUUUUACCACUUCACUUCAUUCUGAUACAUAUGUGGGCUCAGCUUUAUGCUGCCAGAUAAACGUUUUCAGGUGUAAGAGUGAACCAUGCCUCCAAUUUAAAUUCUGGAAGUGGGGUGGUGGGGAACCCUGUGCUUGAGCUAUAGGAAGUUUUGGAAUCACUGUUUUGAAGAAGGCGUAAAAGUCUUGCAUUUCUCACAUGACACAAAAUGAGCAGUCUUGCGAACACACCCUUUAAAGGCAAAAGCGUCAUGGAGCAGAACGGUUCGUGCCACCAUUUCUUUAAACCAUCAGAUUAUGCAGAUUUCCUCCUGUUGAAGUAUUAAAUAUUAAUAAGCUUCCUGUCAGGAGACAGCACUUGAAGGAAAUUUAUGGUAGUUUGCGUUGCCAAAGGCCCAGGAAAACAUACUGUUUUGUGUGUUUUAUUGCUGUACCUGUCACUUUCUCAACAUAAUAUUUCAGUGCUUAAGUACUACUCUUAAGUGUUCCUUUCUAAAAGGAUGACACCUUCCAAGGGCUUCUCUUUACGCAUAAACUGUUGGGAGAGAGAGGACAUUUGAAUGUUGAAAAUUUAUAAUUUUUAAAUGACAAAGGGAAAAUAAAGGUGCACACAAAUUAAGAUGAUUUUUAAAAAAUAUAGCUCAGCCUACACCCCCUCAUCAAUGGCUGCUAAUAAUCUAAUAUUCUACAAUGCUUGUGGAAACCAUAUGGCAAGCAGCCAUUAGGGAGACCAUCCCUGUCAAACCCACUCAGCCCAGGUCAGAGGAAAGUGUAUCCUCAUGGACCAUGUUUUACUGAUCCUAACAACUCAGUCAGUAGAGCAUGAGGCUUUUAAUCUGGGUCGUGGGUUUGAGCCCCACAAUGGGCAAAAGAUUCCUGCAUUGCAGGGGGUUGGUAUAGAUGGCCCUCAUGGUCUCUUCCAACUCUACAGUUCUGUGAUUCUAUGAAAGCCUCCUAUAUGUCUAAUGAAAUCUUCGCUUGAGUCAGAAUUCCAGAAUUUUGCUCCUGAGAUGAGAUGAAAUGCUAAUGGGAUUUCUAAUGCUAAUGGGGUAGCAGACAUUCGCAUAACAUUUUCCAAAUGUCACUCCAAUCAGUUUCCAGAUUAGUCAACGUUAUUGUCGUUGAAUAAGAACAGCUUUGUGUUUUAUGUUUGCUAAAGCUAAGGAUUACACUGAAACUUCUUCAGGCCAUAAGGCAUUUGUUUCAUUCACUCCUCCACUCCCUUGCAGCCUGGAUUUCAUUUCAUGCCUGGCAUAUUUUAAACAUUUCCCCAUCCGUUGCCCAACAACUGACUUAUAUUAUUGGAGAGCGAGGGGAGGGGAGCCUUUUAUCAGCCUGAGGACCACAUUCCCCUGUGGGCAGCCUUCCAGACAUGGGUGUGGUGAGAGGCAAACAUGGAGGGAACCUUUGUACAAGUGACAGCACCCAGGUGUUCAGAUAGACAAGUUUGCACUAAAUAGCCUUCAGAAUAAGGCUGUCAGUGACUACUACUGAUGACUAAAUUAUACCUCCAUGGUCGGAGUUAUCCUGAUCAUGGAGGUAUAGUAGCCUCUGAAUGCCAAUGGCUGGCCUGGGGAACAAUAGCAUGAGAGCACCAUUUCCCUUCUGUCUUGUUAGUGGGCUUCCUGGAGGCAUCUGGUUGGCUGCUACAGGGUAUAGGUUGCCGUGACUACAUAAGCCUUUGAUCUGAACCAGCAGGACAUCACUGUGACCAGAAUGCAUCCUAUUCAGUCUCACCAGAUGCCUAGCCCUAACCUUGCUGAGGCCUUGACUUGUUUCCCACUUCGUUGAGGCUUUGAUGUGUGGUGAAGAAAGGGUGCAACAAGAGAAAAGUCCAGUGCCUUCUCCCUCACAAAUUGUCUAUGUGCACUUGUAGUCUGCCUGCACACUCUGCCCUUGUGCAUGCCACUGCUGCUACUUACAUGCUCAUGAUCCACAGAUGCUAUGAUUAAAUUGAGGCCACAUGGAUCAAAGUCCUGAAGCAGAAUUCCUAAUAAAAUUGGAAGAUGGGAUAAGACGACUGCGGCGGGAAAAUGUUCACCUUCUUUUGACUGGGAGAACCAUAUUCAUGAGCAUGCCCUCUGUGCUGUUGGUUUCAAGAGUGGAUUGAAUUUUCCUUAUAAUUUAUGAAUGGGUGGCCACAGAAUUGCUUAGCUCUGGCAUUUGUUCUAAAUGGAUAAUAGCUUCUUUUUACCAUUGAUCCAGCGAGGAUAGAUCUGUUUGCCACGGGACAUUUGUUGUUCACAGUGUCCUUUCCCUUUGCUUUGAAGGUUAGUAUGCGUCAUACAUGAUAGGAAUAUGAAACUUCUGUAUUUGAUGGGCAAAAAGAAAGAAAGGCUAAUAAGGGAAAAUGUUCCUAAAUCAGAUUGAGGUAAAAGUGGAUCUCCAAAAUAUUUAUAAUAAACGAAUUAUUGCAUUUAUAACCCACCUUUCCUCUCAGGAGCUCAGUGUGACAUACAUGGUUCUCCUGCUCCUUUUCCUUCCUCACAACAGUACCAGCAGUGACUGGCCCAAGAUCUCCCAGUGAACUUCAUGGCUGAGUGGGUGUGCUGUAGAAUGGACAUACAAAGUAAAUAGCCUUAAGUAAUUUAGUUCCUAAGGGAAAUUGUGUGCUUUUAAUGCUUAAAAGGAGGUAGUGAGGAAAACCUUUCUUCUUCUAAGUACCACUGGAUCUUCUGAGGCACUCUGAUCACCACUGAGGAAAAUGAAGCUACAGUGCUCACUGCAGUAAUAAAGUAGAUAUAAAAGAAAAUUGUAUAUUAGAUAGCCAAGUCAUGCCCAGAAUAUUAGUUCUGUGGGAAAUCACUAAUGUCUUCAGUGGAUAUUUGUUUCUAGGACUCUAGACUAUGACACUGGGUAAAUUUGCGCAUUUCUGUAUAGAGUGGUACCUUGGUUUAAGAAUAGCUUAGUUUAUGAACAACUUGGAUUAAGAACGCUGCAAACCCAGAAGUAGGUGUUUUGGUUUGUGAACUUUGCCUUGGAAGCAGAACAUAUUCUGCUUCCUGUUGAGUGCGUUCUAUUUGUAAAUUGAGUACCCCACUGCUAUGGGAAAGCACGCCUUGGUUUAAGAACACUUUGGUUUAAGAAUGGACUUCCGGAAUGAUUAAGUUCGUAAACCAAGGUACCACAGGGAAAAGCAGUAUAUUUGGAAGAAGAAGAAGAAGCAGCAAUGUUAAAACAGGGCAUAUUCUUCGUUCUUAGGGUCCUAGUUUAAUUGAGUUCACCCAGACUAGAAAGAGCUUGCUGGCUUCAGCUGUUGUACGGUUCACUGUAGUAUCACUGCUGGAUCUGACUCUGGUGGUCUCCCUGCCUGCACAAUCCUCUCUUGCGGACUUCAGGCAAUACAAGAUCAGCCUUCAGUGUCAUUUCCAUUUCAAUGGAUGAUUAUUUUGUUCUUCCCAAGGCUGAAACAGAGUGUAGGUGGCAUUUAUAAUAUACUUUCUGGAUGCUACAUUUGUUUCCCUAGAGACAGAGCUCAAAAACAGAAACCAAAAAAAGGGUAAAGUUCUUCAAGAGCAUUUGCUACUCUCUUUUCAUCAAGAUACUGUACAGGCAGUACAUUAAAAUGCUCUAAUAAUGCCACAUUUCCCCACACAAAAUAACAAGGCCUUCUCUUUAUAAAGAUGUACUUGAGAAGGGGUUGCAAUGUGUGGGUGGCAAAGAGCAGCCUGCAAUUGUUCUGCUGCGAUGGCACCUUGAAAAGGAACUGCCCAAAUGGUAGCGUAACCAUAAUUGUUUCUUCCUUCUCAAAUAACUUUCGGAUAAAAUUGGUUCAAUUUAAAGAUAAAGCAAUGGCUCCACAACAAUACAAACUCUACUGCCGAAGCAGAAAAUAGAAAGAAAAUUGUGUCACACAAACAACAGGGUUGUUUGGUCCGUUAUAUUUAACAUUAAUAAUCUGGCAGAUAAGGGGCUUCCCCUUCAUGCGAAGACAGGCUCAGAUGGAUUGAGCGGACAAGACCAGCAGUGGGUCCAAAGGUCAAGAAGGUGGUUUCUGAACAUCCUGAAGAGGAAAGUGAGGGGCAGGUGGAAACCUGGAAAGAUAGCCCAUCUAGGAGAAGGAAAAUUCUGCUGCAUUGCAGGAUAUCUUCAGGAGAAGAAAAGGCUAAGAAAUAAACCCCACACAGGUUUGGAGUGGAGUCCCUAAGGCAGUUGGAUGGCAUCUUGUAUGCCUCUUUCUGGCAACUCCUGCAGCCAUGCUGAUGCUAAUCAUAUUGCCCAACAAAUAAAAUGGUUUAAAUGUCUGGUUUCAACCUGUCACUGAAAAGAUUGCAGUGUUUGUAGGGACCAGUUUUAUUUCUGUGGCAAGGAUAGUUAAUCUGAUGCCUUCAAUAUGUUGUUUGACUCCAAUCAGCCCCAACCAGCAUGGUGAUCGGACUUCUAGCCCAACACCUGAAAGGCCUCAGCUUUCCCCCACACUUGCUCUUUGGGAAAGGAAAUUCCAUAGCUACAAAAUAAAUGGGUAUUAAAGCCACAACCAGUGAGAUAAUUUGCUAGUGGGAAGUGGUGGCAAGCUGAAAGGAAAGAAGAAUUACCACCCUGAUCUGUUCCUAUUAGGAGGCAGUGAUGGAUGCCUGGUUUGUCUCAGUACCAAGCAAGCAUGUACCAGUAAUUGCUGACUUACCAGAUUCCUCUUGCACAGGCUUCUACUGGUAGUGAAGAUGAUUGUCAGGGAUAGACAGAUCAGGUCCAUGCCACUAUUACAUGAGUUCAUAAAUACAUAUUUCAAUACCUAUAUCUCAACCUAUUUUCUCCCAAAAGACCUAUUUCUUAAUGUACUGUGUUUCUGUUUUUGAGCCAAAACUGCAUCAGAGCAUCUGGGAAAGCUGGUGGAAACUAAGUUCUGAUCUGCACAUUAGUCUGAGAGGUGCAGAUCAGAUCAGAUCAGAAAUUCACAAAUUUUCUUUCCCCAAGCAGUCCAACUACAUGAGGAUUGCAGGGAGCAGAAAAUAUCAGGUCUGUGUGAGGUUCCUCUGUGUAGUGAAUUAUCUGAAGUUCCGCUUGGAACGUCUUCUUGUCAGUGGACCAUUUUAAUAACCUCUGUUACAAUAGAUUCUUGUUCUAUUAAGUGUCCUUAAAAAAAGUUUAUCUAAUUCAUUGCAAAGUCAUUUCUGAGUCAGAAAAGGGAAUGAGUCAUACUGUUCAAUUGCAUCAGCUACAUGGUUCUUUGAGUAUGCACAGUUACUUUGGUGAAAGCUUAAGGUCACUGCAUAUGGUUGCCAACAGCUCCAAAGUGAUUCUAAGACCAAACAACCAGAAAGUACCUGCUGCAUACUUAUCUGAUGCAUUUGUUCUUUGUAUUUUUGCCUUCAACUUUUAAGCUAAGAGAAAGAGCUGGGUUCUUUGACCAGUAAUUUUGUUCAUCAACCUGAAUGCUGAUAUGAAUAUUGGGCACACUUUUUUUUGUUUAACGAAACAUUGGAAAUGUGAUUGCAAAGGUGGCAUAGUUACUCACUGGCAUUUUGAAUGGACAAAAGGGUGUGUGUCAAAAGUCCAAAUACCAGAUGCCCUUCAUUUGUUAAUAUGUCAUGUUUAUUUGUUCAAAACAAAGUUGACCACAAAAAUGACACAUGUCCAGGAACAUCGGGGUAGACAAGAACCAGGGAAUCAAAAGUGAACAAUGACAACAGAGGUAAUGUUCAGAUUAAACUAAAAAGGCAAAAAGUUAUAAAUAUAUUUAAUGCUCUCCAUUCCCCCCGGUUUAUUUCCUGUCCACUGUCCACUUCCUGGUGGUUAAUCAAUAGUAAGUGUGCCAUAUAUAUAUAUAUAUACCCAUCUGUUUGUGCUGCCUGGCAGUCGCUGUCUUUUGCUGAGGCCCAAUCAAAGCAUGGGUGCUUGCUCUCCUGUUUCCACCUCCAUGAUCUCUUGGAAUAUUGAUUAACAAUCAUGUAUAGCCAUUUAUUUUUUGACCAGCCACCACAAAAUUGUACCUGCUGCUUCUCAGGAAUUCUAAGAAAUGAAAAAAAACAUUGCAGUUUUGAAAGGCUUAGUCCACCAUCUUGAUUCAAAAUGGUGUCCAGUUGUAUCCAAACACAGACAAAAACCUGCUCCUUGAUUUGGUUACCAUAUCUUUAAAAGUGUCCAAAUGCAUAGCAAACAGUCAAAAUAUAUAGUAGAUGCUGAUUUCAUAUUGUUCUGCAAAUGUCAGUGAAAAGGAGCACAUAGUUCUCUGAGUUCUAAACAAAUGCUCAAAGGUUGUGGUACAUGAAUACGGCAAUCAGAGGGAAUGGUCAAACAGUGUAUGAUUUACCAGCAUGGAGUCCAUAUCAGCAGCUUGCCAGUGAGCCAUCUGCAAUCAUGCAAAGAGGUGUGAGAAGAGGGAAGGGAAGGGAUACUGAUGUCACAAAAGCAGUAAGGAUGGUGUGUAUAUUGGCAGACUUGCUGCAGUUUUCUCUUCUAAACUUUCUAUGAUGCAAAUUCAUUGGGGGGGGGGGGAUUUCUUGAAGAUAGACUAACACCAGACUACUGUGAACCAAGAUGUGUGAGGUGGAAUUCACUGAAUCCCUUCUCCAACCUGGUUACUUUCAGAUUUUGGGUUACAGCUCCCAUCAGUCUCAACCAGUACAGCCAAUGGCCAGGGAUGAAGGGACUUGCAGUCCAAAACAUCUGAAGGUCAUCAGUAGGGGAAGUCUUCCCUGAGUGAUGCCCUCCACUUCCAGUACUGAAAGGAAGGUAUAGCAAGGCACCUUCCCUCUGUCUAUUGCUAUGCCAUCACCACUGGAAGUUUUAUCAGUUGAAUGAACUCACUGGCCAGCAUUGUAACUGCAACUACAAGCACAGUAAGGUGCUGUCAAGUUUAUACAUCCAUAUUAAACAUCAUAGCAAAGGGUGGAAAUGGAAUCAUAUGGAAUCACACUAGUCACAGUGAGUCUCUCCUUGCAGACAUUUCAAGCAGGUUCUAAAUCUCUGCCUGAAAUCUUCAGUGCAAAGGGACAGGUUGUUCUUUUAGUAUCCAAACACAAGUCAGGCCCUUGGGUUAUGAAGGUGAAUUUUGUUAUAAUGAUGGAACACAGCUUGCUGUCCUCUGCCUCUCAGAGGAGUCAAAGGGCUCAGAAGAAUGUUCCUCUCUUUGCAAUAUGAAAGAACCCAGGAUAUUGCUUAUUACCACAGGGAUUUCAUUUGCUAAAAGCAUAGCUUUCUACAUUUCAGAAAGACAGAAUUUCAGGCAUCACUGUUCAGUGUACCUCUUUCUGUUGUAAAUUACAGAGGGGUGAUGGUGUUAGAGUUCCUCUAGAAUAGAUGACCUAUUUAUUGAGCACUCAUCACUUGUACGAAGGUUGGAUUAUGUUUGGUUUUUAUUCUGAUUCAUUUGUGGGGAGUUUAUAUGACAACCAGCAUUCAUCCUGAUUUGCUUUGGGGUGUUUAGAUGUCUUCCUGUUAAUCAUUCGUUCAUUUUCAGGGCAUUUUCCUGUGACUUUUCUAUCUUCCAAAAGGCUCUUUCUUUUUUGAAGCACCAGGGCAACAAAACACUUUAACCUACUUUUGUGGUGUGAGCCUCAAUUUCCAGGUAUGCACUUGAAUCUUCCCACAAAAUCAGGAGGCUCCCUCUGUCAGUUUCAGCAAGACAACAAGGAAUCCUGGGGCAUCUUAACAUCUAACAAAGUUAUUGUGAGAUAAAAGGCUUAGCUGAAGACAUUUUGCUGCUUAAAGCAGAACAGCAUUCACCUAUGCCCGUGUCAAUGUACAUAGUACCCCAGGCUAGCCAAGUUAUUUGGGGAAGUGGGGCAGAAAAUCUCACAUGCACCUCUUUUCCUUCUUGUAAAUGCAACUACCACUACCACCACCACCAAUACAACUACAAAUAGAUCACAAUUUGCUGCUCUUUCAUGACAUUCAAAAUUAGUUGUCCUUCUCUGCCUAAUGGUAGAGCUGGCCCUGACAGGGUUAAGAUAUCAUGCAUCAGACUCCAAUAUAUCAUAUGCAUGAAGUUUUUCCUACAUGGGUGAGCAGAGCUACCCUUAGCAGAGAGAAAGAACAAUAUUUUUUAAAUAAUGAGACAAGGUGGCCAUGCAAUAGAAACAGAUAGCUGUAGGUGUCAUAAAAUUCCGCAACACACAAAGACAGAAUCCAGUCCAAUCAAUGGAUGAUCUAAUCUGCCAGGGUGUGGCCCAUUUCCAGCUAGCGGCCACUGGUGAUGAAUUGGCAUAGAAAGUUCAAUAGUAUACACACCAAAGGAGGAUAGUAAACUAAGCACUCCCAGGAUUUGCUGAGACCAAGCUCUGAUGCUGUCCAUAUUGAAGCCAAGUUGGAGUGCGGGCAGAAUUUAGUACAUGGGAAGCUUGGUAUAAGUCUGAUCAUUGGACCAUUCAGCCCAGUAUCUUCAGGGACUGGCAGCUCAUCAGGGCCUCAAACAGAAUAAAAGCAUGUGCUCUACCAUGGAGUUAGAGCCAUUCCCUAAGAAACGAUGCUUCCUGUCCUUACUCUCUUAUCUUCAAGAUGGAUACUUUCAGCUCUCUGGGGAGGAAGAGGUUUGGAAGGGUCUUGCAUAUUAGGCAGUAGUUUAAAGAUUGAAGCCACCACUGCUUAGUAGGGCAAACACUUCCCUGUGUGCAUAUAAAUGUAAAUACCAUGUAAAUAGCAGCGUUUGCACAUCUGGACACCUGAUCUAGCCAGCUUCCCCAUACACAUGUAACUGGGUGUUCAAAAAUUGUGUGCACGUAUGUAGGGUAUCUGCAUAUUUCCUAUUUACCACCCAAGUUUCUUGCAGCAAUCAUUUAGAGCUGCUGAUUUAUUUUGCUCUGUCCCCUCCCCCCCCCCCAGUUUGGUUGGCACAGAAUGGUUCAGAUGAAUUUCUAUUUAACUUGAAUCAAUUUGCCCAUGAGUAUGUAGUUCAAUUAAUUCUGAAUGUAAUGGAUUACUACACAAGCCCCAUUCCAUCAGUCAAUACUGUAUAAUGCGUGUGCACGAACCAAGAAGAGGAGGAGAGAGACUGUUGCUUUUAAGUCAGCCGGCUUUUGUGAAAUGAAAGGCAAGUGCCACUAGGCCUUCCAUAAUUAUGUUCUGUUUUGUUGUACUUAUCCAUGUUAACCAAAGCUGGGGGCAUUUAUCCUCUCUGUGACAUUUUGGGAGAAGUCCCUGGCUGCUCACUUUCCCAUGCUUGGAUGUACAGAUACUGCCAGGCCCAGGGUCAUGAAAAUGCACAAUAGAAGUGGUGUAGAAAUGGCAUAGAAAUGGCAUGGAUCCCCUUGAUAAGAUGCCUCAAGGGCACAGUGCAUUUUGAAAGAGACUCGCAAAUGAUCAAGAAAGCAUUUUAAACACAGCUUUUGCUUUUAUCCUUCCAGUUGCAUGCAAAAUGUGACCCCUAGUUGGCUGCACACCUUCAUUCUCUCUGACUCAACCUGGCUGCUACCCUUUGCACCAGGGUCUCAAGUCUGGUGCACCCCAGAUGUUAUUGGACUACAGCUCCCAUCAGCCCCAGGCAAAGUGGCCGGUGGUCUGGGAUGGUGUCAGUUGGAGUCCAAGAACACCUGUCAGCUACGUUGUAUCUUGGGGUUGUUAAUCACUCAUGUACCAAAAUGUUAUUACCAUCAGGUAAGAAUUGGAUUGGCUCUGUCGGUGUGCUUGUGCAGCCCUGACCUCAGAACCACCUGUCCCUACCUUUGGAUCAUUCCAGGGAACAGCAGUAACACUGCUUUUCUUUGGGGUGGAGGGGGUAUUUGGUGCCAGCCAUUGCUGGUUAUGUGGCAACAUAAAUGAGUAUAAAAGUAGGAUUGAAAUGUGAAUGCAUGAACAGUGGAUUGAACUAAAAUGAAUUUUUUUUAGAACAACAACAACAACCAAAACUUAAUUUGGGCAUCAAAUCAGCCCCAAGAGAUUCGGUCUAUUGAUUGCACUCUUCCUAUUAAUUUAACAGAGAACAAGAUACAUGGUAGCUGUGGAACUGUCUCUUCCCUUUCCACACUAAUACUUUUCUCCUUGUCCUUAAUGCUGCACAAUACAAGAUGACAGCGCAAACAAGGAGUAAAUUAGAAAAGCAAAAUCCGCUCCAGGGUUGUUGGUAUUCCCUGGAUAGUCUGAUUUGGCUUAGAAACGUCACUUCUCUGAGAUAAUUAUCUGCUGCUGGUCUGAUGACUUUAAAUGAGCAAUGGAAAGCUAAUAGGUUACAAUGACCCUGAAGCUUACUAGCUUGCAGACAUUGUGAGGUUAAAAUUAAAAGAAGACCCGAGAUCCUGAAUCAACAGUAGCAUUCAUUUCACAGCCUUGUCUGAAUGAGGACAAUGUGGAUAGCCAUCAUUCCAAGAUGAUGUGGUUUCCAGUUCUAUAAUUCUGUUAGGAAGCCUAAGAAGAAGAGACCUGCUGGAUCAACCUAUCUGGUUCAGCUUCCUGUUCUUGCAGUGGCCCACCAGAAGCAGGACCUAAGUGCAUCAGGACUUGUGUCCCCCAGCAGCUGAUGUUGAGAGGAAUAUCUCCUCCAUUGCUGUUGGCAGCACACAGAGUAACCCUUUUAAAACCAUUCAGGUUGGUGGCCGUUAGUGAAGGCAACAGUGGAGAAUAUUCAGAAUUGAUUUUUUUUCCUGCAACACCAUUUCAGGUUGUGCAUCUCUCACAAGCCUGAGCCUUACUUCUAAAGGAGUGCCUUUGACAUUGUUUUGUAUAUUGGCCUUGGUCUAUGUGUCCUUGAAUAGAAGGAUAUGUACCGGAGGAUCUGUGGAAUUGUAACUGCUACACCUGGUGCUCAGAAGCACACUGCCUCUGACUGUGGAGGUUUAAAAAAAAUGCACUGCUGAAACAAAACCUAAACGUUGGUGGAGUCACACUCUUUUCUGAAUACCAGUUUCUGGAAAGCUCAGGAGGGGAGAGUGCUCUUGUUCUCAGGUCCUGCUUGCCAGUUUCCCACAGGCAUCCGAUUGGCCACUGUGAAAACAGGUUGCUGGACUAGAUGGGACACUGUCUCAUCUAGCAAGCUCUUCUUAUGUUCUCUCUCACUCUCUCUCCCCGCCCCCUUUUCUUCUCCACUCACUGGGCUGCCAGGAAAUCUCCCUUUCGCUAGAGAUCUGAACUGAUCGCUUGCAGACGCCUUUCUGAUAUACAGUAUUUUAUUUUUGAGAUUUUAAUACCACUUUGGGGCCUAACAAAGGCCCACAAGAAUGAAAGAACCAAACCAAACACCACCUAGUUACAAAAAUUAAAACCAAAACCUUGAAAACCAAAAGUGGCAGUUAAACCUUCUCAUAUAUAUUAAAAGCCAUUAAAUAGUCACACAGAAUAAGAAAGUUUUCACUGCCUGCCAAAAUGGCACCAGGCAUUGGGGCAGGGCUAGGCUCAUCUCCUUCAGCUGGAUGAACCACCAGCAGGGGGCUGACACGGAAAAAGCCACACCUCACAUUCCCACCAACAAAACUUAUUUUGCUGGUAGGGGAUUUAACAGGAUCUCUGUAAAUGACCUCCCCCCAACCUCUGGGCAGGGUUGUACAGAGGAGUCAGUCUUCCAGAUAUCCUAACUUAAGUCAUUUAGGGCUUUAUUGGCAAACACUUCUCCCUUUUCCUCCUUCCAUUCCUCCUCCCAUUAUCUCCCUGACAUUCCCCGCUUCUCCCUCUAGGCUCCCCCCCCCACCCUGAAAUUAGGUCAAGGCCUACAUUUUCUCCACCCCGAUGUAGAGAGCUCCAAAGUGGCACACUUAGCAUUAUAUAUAUAUAUAUAUAUAUAUAUAUAUAUAUAUACACACACACACACACAGUAUAUAUGAUUUCUAGAGAGAGCUAUAGAAAUCUCAAGGCUAUGAUUUAUUUUGAUGGAUCAUAAAAUAGGACACUGUUAUUUUGCAAAGGCAGAUCAAAACUUCCUGAGCAAGUACUUUGGCUCUGCAACUCUAUUUAACUCAUCUGUCAACUGCAAAAUAAACAGAAGGCAUGGACGUUUCAUUAUAUUGCAAGAAUGAUUAUGGGAAACAAUUGUUAAUUGCUCAGUUUAUUAUGUACUGAACAUUACAAGAAAACAAACACAUUGGGAAAAUCUAUAGGGUGUGUCUGCUAAAGGAUUAAAUAUGAUAAUUCCCUGGUGCGGGCCAACUUAUUCCAGCGGAGUUUGUGAAGUAGAAAAAUAACUUAACACAGAUUUUGCUAUAGCUCUCUAUUAUUUAAUCUGUUUUCUAAGCAAGGAGGGAGAUUGAAGAUAGUGGUUAUGCUUGGAGACUAGCAAAGUGAAAAUUCAGUUCUGAGUACUGAUUUUAGUUCUGACUACUACAUUUUUUUUAAUGGACAGAUGCUUCCAGAUUGUCAGCACUGAACUAUGCCAGCUACAAUCACCUAACCAACUAACCUAGGGUGUCAGAAAUGAACCUGGGCUCAAAAUGGUGUAGGAUUCUUUUCUCAGUGUAAUUAGAAGCUGUUACUAUUACAUCUGCAGCACUGGUUCAUAUAGGGAUACAGAGACUGUAUAUACUGGUUCAUAUAGGGAUACAGAGGGAUAUAUUCGACAGCUAGAUUUCACUCUUGGUCUGAACGUUUCCUACUUGCUGCCUCACUUUGGGUGCAAGCCAAGGUAUGUAGGUUUACACUGGAGUCACGCUUUAUUUUUUAAAGGACAAGGCAUGGUGUGCAAUGUUAAGUUUUUAAAGGGGACGGAAUCCAGCUCUCUGCAGCAAUUUUAAGCUAAAAUUAGUCAUAUUAUUGUUUAUUACUGUUUAUUAUUAUUAAUCACCUCCUACACACACAUCUCAAGGUGAUGUGCAAGAAAAACAAUUUAGAAAAACACCCCAAAGUGCAGAUAUAUUUAAAACAAAAACAUGAACAUUCACCCAAGUAUCCUGUUCAAAAUGGCAAUCUGGUGACGCCUAUAAACAAAUUCAUUUGUAUCCUGGAUUUGCCCUUUUAAAUGGCAAGGUACCAGCUCAACUGCACUACCAGGUCCUGCCCCUGUAGAGCAAAGCUCCAGCCUGCAUUGUUUGGCAGCAAACUGGAGCCUGAAAAUAAAUCUGCUGACAGAAAAAGUUUGGGUCUGGGGCAAUUGCUCACAUUACUGCAAGUGAUUCUUGUGCUGUUCUUUACACAAAUGGACUUCAUGCACAUAAAGAAUGGCAUGGGGAUUUACUGGGCCAAGGAGGAACAAUCUAGAGAUGUUUUAUCACCACAUGUCCUGGAAAUAAGUCAGCUGGAACCAAGGCAGUCAGCAUGCACUGGAAUCAUAUGGCGGCAAGUGAAUCCACUAACCAAGAGGAACUUUUUGAGAAACUGUAUGGAUAUAAAACAGGCAUAGGGAAACUCAGCCCUCCAGAUGUUAUGGGACUACAGCUCCCAUUGUUCCUGACCACUGGUCCUGUUAGCUACGGAUGAUGGGAGUUGUAGUCCCAAAACAUCUGGAGGGCCAAGUUUGCCUAUGCCUGAUAUAAUACUUACUAGCCUUAGAAAGCUAUAAAUCCUUAAAAUGAAAAGAUUGCAUGUUGUGUUUAAAGGCAAGAAGCUUUGCCUUUCAUGUUUUUUGUGUUGAGCAAGAUGAUCUUUUGGGAUUUAAAUAUUUUAAUUUGUGAUUUUAAUGCCUUCCUAAAUAUAGAAGAACUUUAAUCUUUAAAAGUUAUUGUUUCGAUUGCAUUGGAUCUUGGAGGAUGGUACUUUUAUCACUGUUAUACUAAUACCAGCGGUAUUGCACUGCGGCAUUUCCUGGGAAUAUGCUUCAAUCAUUAACGCUUCAGUUAGCAAUUUUGCUUUGCAAAGGCUACAGCACAGGAAGAAAAGGUUAAUUGCCCCCUCCAUGUGGACUGCCAUCUGCUUGGGGUCAGGCCCACCUUCAGCUGCUAAUUAAAAAUUGAACAACAUCACCAAACAGAGAGCACCAAACAGCACAUUUAACCCAAUCUGUCGCUUGGCCCUAAAUAGUUUUGGUUCAGCUAUACUAUUGUAGAUUUUGUUCAGGGACCAUCUGAAGAUGCAAUAAGUAUACUGGCUCUAAUGCAGCUUUUAAGAAAUACCUUUCUUGCUUUGCAUGUUGGUAUCUUUAGCAUUUGGCAAAAAAGAUGCAUUAGGCUUCUGCAACAUGCUUCUACAAGAAAGGAGAAUGUGCUGCUGGAGGCAAUGGGGAGAAUAGAGAAAUACUGACACGUAAUGGCUUUACUUCCCAAGUUAACAAAAAGAACCUUGGGGAAAUCAGAAAACAAAUGAGUAAUGUGAGCAGCAAACCUCCACGGCUCCUAGACAGUGAAAUAACAAAUUACUGCGUUUGCAGGGUCCUUCCUCCCCGCCAUCCACCUCCCUGUGCCUUAAUUCUUUUUUUCCCUACUGAGAUGCAAUGUGCCCAUCUCACAUUCUCUCUGAGAAGAGGGAGAGAGUGGCACAGGCUCAAAUCACAAAGAAAGGUCUACGUAGUUCACACAUAUGAAGCAGAAGCUUUUUUGCCUUCAACUAAUUUGUCGAUGUAUCGUAUAUACCACUGCAGAAUCAGAACUCCAUAAUGCCAUCCAAAAAUUAUAUCUAGGUCAACUUCAAACAAAUGCUUAUUUUUAUUAGCUAGUAUCUGACCAAGUCAUUCUCAGCAUAAAAGCAUUGAAGUCAAUGGGUUUAACUCUUGAGUAUAAUUUAGCCACUCUGUGAUUGGUGACUUACCAAGUUUUGGUCUAUUAAUUUCAAUAGGUUUACUUUGGGUAAAACCUGGUUGUGACCACAUUAUAUUUCUCCUCCUCUAAAGAUCCAUCUGGUUAAAUAUCUACUAAAAUAUCCACCAGAAGUUAAUGUUUGGUUUUCAGCUGUUGCCCUUAUAAUUAUACUUUUAUAGGUUAGGUUUUAUCCUGCCAUUUUUUAAACUGUUUAGGGUUUUUUUUUUUGUUUAGCUAAUGCUUUGAUGUUUUUAAUGCUGAUGUUGCUACCUGCCUUUUCAAUAAAGGCGGAGUAACUCUUUUCAGUGAAUACAUUUUACUUAAUUAAUUGAACCUGUUGUUUCUUGCCCUGAACCUCCAUGAUAGAACAAGACACAAGUUCAAAGUUUUUUCAAAACAAUCAGGCAAGAAAAUUAAUUACACCUGUUAAUGGUGAGUUGGGGAUGGACCAGCUGGACCAAUGAGAUAAUAAAUGUCCCUCUAAGGCAGUAGUGGGACCAUUCCUUAAGAAACCUUCUUUGGACUGAGAAGAUCUUAACAACUGUAGGCUAGUUGCACGUGUCCCUUUCCUGUGCAAGGCUCUAGAGAGAGUGGUUGACUGACCAACUCCAGGCACUCUUUAAUAAGUUUUCUUUUCAGGCACAUUUUAGGCACUGAGACUUCCUUGGUUUCCUUGUAUGAUAGCCUAUGUAGGAGAGAGAUAGUGGAAGUAUGUCUGGAGUUUGGGAGUGUUUUAAAAUUGUUGUAAGCUAUCCAGAGCACCCUGUUAGCUUUUAUUGUUAUGAAACUCUUUGAAUCCAUGUGAAAUUGCCUGUAAGCUGCCCGUUGGGCAUCCAACUGCAGAAGGGGCCUGUUACUCACAUGGUAAUAAUAAUUUUAUUAUUUCUACCCUACCCAUCUGACUGGGUUGCCUCAGACAUUCCAGGCAGCUUCCAUCAAAUAUAAAAUCACAGUAAGACAUCAAACAUUAAAAACUUCUCUAUACAGGGCUGCCUUCAGAUGACUUUUAGAAAAGUCAAGUAGUUGUUUAUUUCCUUGACAUCUGACAGGAGGGCAUUCCAAAGGGUGGGCAUGGCUACUGAGAAGGCCUUCUGCCUGUUUCCUGUAACCACCUGUCUCCUUGAUCCUUGCCCAUCCUGGCUGAUAAAAGCGAGCCGGGAAGGGCUGGGCGAUGGGCUCUGCGGGGUGGUGAAUGCUUCCCUCUGUGAGGGAGCCUUCCCAGACCUGCUGAAAGAGGCGGUCAUUAAACCGCUUCUUAAAAAAACAUCUUUAGACCCAGCCAAUUUGACCAACUAUCGCCCAGUCUCAAAUUUACCAUUCUUGGGCAAGGUGAUUGAGCGGGUGGUUGCCAAACAACUCCAAGCACGCCUGGAGGAUGCGGACCAUUUGGAUCCCUUCCAAUCAGGGUUCAGGCCUCACCAUGGGACUGAAACUGCCUUGGUCGUGCUGGUUGAUGAUCUCCGGUGGGCUAGGGACAAAGGUGAGAGCUGUUUCCUAGUUCUGCUGGAUCUCUCAGCGGCCUUUAACACCAUCGACCAUAACAUCCUUCUGGACCGUCUAGAGGGGCUGGGAGCUGGGGGCACUGUUAUACGGUGGUUCCGCUCCUUUCUCCUGGGCCGUGUCCAGAAAGUGGUGGUGGGGGAUGAGUGUUCAGACCCCUGGGCUCUCACUUGUGGGGUGCCUCAGGGUUCCGUCCUCUCCCCCAUGCUUUUUAAUAUCUAUAUGAAGCCGCUGGGAGAGAUCAUCAGGGGGUUUGGGCUGGGUGUUCAUCAGUACGCAGAUGACACCCAGCUCUACCUCUCCUUUAAAUCAGAACCAGUGAAGGCGGUGAAGGUCCUGUGUGAGUGCCUGGAGGCUGUUGGAGGAUGGAUGGCGGCUAACAGAUUGAGGUUGAAUCCUGACAAGACAGAAGUACUGUUUUUGGGGGACAGGGGGUGGGCGAGUGUGGGGGGUUCCCUGGUCCUGAAUGGGGUAACUGUGCCCCUGAAGGACCAGGUGCUCAGCCUGGGAGUCAUUUUGGACUCACAGCUGUCCAUGGAGGCACAGGUUAAUUCUGUGUCCAGGGCAGCUGUCUACCAGCUCCACCUGGUACGCAGGCUAAGACCCUACCUGCCCGCGGACUGUCUUGCCAGAGUGGUGCAUGCUCUAGUUAUCUCCCGCUUGGACUACUGCAACGCGCUCUACGUGGGGCUACCUUUGAAGGUGACCCGGAAACUGCAAUUAAUUCAGAAUGAGGCAGCUAGACUGGUGACUGGGAGUGGCCGCCGGGACCACAUAACACCGGUUCUGAGAGAUCUGCAUUGGCUCCCAGUACGUUUCCGAGCACAAUUCAAAGUGUUGGUGCUGACCUUUAAAGCCCUAAACGGCCUCGGUCCUAUAUACCUGAAGGAGCGUCUCCACCCCCAUCGUUCAGCCCGGACACUGAGAUCCAGUGCCGAGGGCCUUCUGGCGGUUCCCUCAUUGCGAGAAGUAAGGUUACAGGGAACCAGGCAGAGGGCCUUCUCAGUAGUGGCACCUGCCCUGUGGAAUGCUCUCCCACCAGAUGUCAAAGCAAUAAACAACUAUUUUACUUUUAAAAGACAACUGAAGGCAGCCCUCUUUAGGGAAGUUUUUAAUGUCUGAUGCUGUACUGUUUUUAAUAUUCAGUUGGAAGCCGCCCAGAGUGGCUGGGGAAACCCAGCCAGAUGGGCGGGGUAUAAAUAAUAAAUUAUUAUUAUUAUUAACCUCACUUCUCGCAGGGAGGGAACUGCCAUAAGGCCCUUGGAGCUGGACCUCAGUGUCUGGGCUGAAUGAUGGGGGUGGAGACGCUCCUUCAGGUAGGUCACAUGGUUUGCAUGCAUAGGGUCCCAGAUUCAAUCCCUGUAUGGGUGCCAACUCUGGGAGCCAAGCUCACCCCCCUGAAUAUUUUUUGAGGGGCUGCCCCCCAAUGUUCAAAAAAAUAAGGAGGCAGAGGAGACCAAGCCCAGAGCCAAGCACAGUGUAGCUUCAGUGACCAGCUCCUCCUGCUGCUGCUGUGGAAGGGAAGGAGCAGGGAGGCAGCCCCUGGCUGCCAGCAGUGGUAGGAAGAGCAGAAGGCAGCUGAGAACUAGAGAGGAGGAGCCACUAGCCAUUGAAGCCAUGCUGCUGCCACAUUUGCCUCCACCCCUGGCUCCUCCUGAGGUUGUGAUGGAACAUCACGCAUCAUGCACACAUCACACAUGUGACACCUCCCCCCCCAAUCUCCCUUGCAAGUUGGCACCUCUGAAUCCCUUGCACCUCCAGGAAUGACUAGGAAAGACUCCUGUCUGAAAUCCUGGAGAACUGCCACCAGUCAGCACAGCUUUCCAUGUGUCCAAAGGCAUAGGCAAACUCCAGCCCUCCAGAUGUUUGGGACUACAAUUCCCAUCAUUCCUGACCACUGGUCCUGUUAGCUAGGGAUGAUGGGAAUUGUAGUCCCAAACAUCUGGAGGGCCGGAGUUUGCCAAUGCCUGGGAUACACAAAUGAAUGUGUGUGGCAGUCUCUCUGUCCUCGGCUCUCAGGUAUUAAGAGAGCUGCAGCCUUCCAAGCAAAAUGUAACUUACCGUUGACUCUUUGCAAAACUGUGCUGAUUUACUCCCACUGGGACUCUAGCAAAGCCCUGUUCCUGCCAAUGAGAGAUGCCACAGUAAUUGACGUAGAAAUACUCUCCUCUUCCCUCAGGGGUAAUGAUGGGAAUAUUCACAAAGAAUGCUGCAAUUUAAAAACCUUUUAAACUCACCCUCAUCGCACUUUGCCCUGAUGCACAGCUCCUCCAUUGUCACAACACUGUUGCAUUUUAGUUGACAACAUGCUUUAGGGGCAGUUCCUUGCCAGUCAGCUUUUUUUUAAAAAAAAAACAAUGACGACAACAACAACAACAACACUAAAAAGGCUCCUCUAAUGCUCUCCAACAGCAGGCAACUUGUUUUUCUUUGUGGGUGUAAUUACAACAUAUACUCAGGCAUCAGUGUUUCAAAAUGACAGAGGACGCCAGUCUAUUCCCUGUCUAUUCUGUAUGAAUCUAAUGUUGAGAUUAAAUAGAAUUCAUGAUAGAAAAUGACCCCAGAAAAAGUCUGCCCUGUCUUUCAUCCAUGUUAUUCUGCAUACCUGAAAUAGGAUCCACCACUGCAGACAACUCUGGGAGAAAGGACUCUACCUGCAUGCUAAUUUGCUGGGUAUCUGUACAAAACCUCCAAAAGCAAGCACUUGUCUGCGUCAGUUUCCAUGGUGCUGUCACGCCGCUCCCUCUCAACAGCUUCACUUAUCAACAUUUUCCACCCGUCUUCUUCUUCAUAAUGUGCAGUUCAUUCACCCAGAAAGUUCAGCUUUUGUAAUGAUGGCUUGGGGGGAGGGCAGAGGGGGGGAGGGAAGGCAUCCGGGGUGAAGAGGUGAGCUGUGUUCACAGAGGUGUAUGGGAACUUGGCUCUGUGACACAAUGGGGAAUUAGAAAACACACUCCCUCCCGCAUUCAUGCUGCGCUGCUUGCAAAGAAAGAUACAUGCACAUGCACACACAUGCACACGCGCGCGCGCACACACACACACACAGAGAGAACUAGGGAUGAGUUUGAGACUUUAAACCACACACCCACAUCCCUGCAGCUGCCCCACUGUGCAAGUGCUAAGAGAAUGUUAAAGCAGAAGCUCUGUGUGUGUGUUUGUGCUGCAAAGUAGUCGAUCCUAAUGCAUCAAUUAACAGCCCAGCCUGUAGACCCGCUCCUUGCCUACCUAACUGGCUGCCUCUGUUAAUUGGCUUCCGUUUCUUUCUUCUCCACAGGACAGCUUUCCUGCUCGCUUUGGAGGAGUCCAUUUUGUGAACCAGCCUUGGUACAUCCAUGCCCUGUACACGCUCAUCAAGCCCUUCCUCAAAGACAAGACAAGGAAAAGGGUAAUUAGAAAAUGAAGCAAGCCACAAGCCCACCCCCCACCCCCAGUGGCACAAGGGGGUCCCUGCUUUCUGCGCCUCCUCCUUUUGUCUUUGUGUGGUUUUGCUUUGCAUGGCCUCAGGACGGCAGCGCGAGCUGACGCCUCAGUUGGAGUUUGCCAACAGCCCGUAUGCAAUCAAUAUUUCAGCAGGAGACAGUUAUUUUCAGAAUCUAAGCCAGGCACCAGAAGGGGGGAAAAAACACACCUUUCAUUGUGUACAAAAGAAAGACACCAUUUUAUAGUAUAAACACACACAGCUAUGGUAGAGUACUGGGGGUGGGGAACCCACAGAAACUGUUUGAAGAGCCCUACCCAUUACAGAUGAGCAGGGGAACCUCAUGCUAUGGGGCUUCUCUGGCCACAUUCACACAAUACAUUUAAUGUGCCAUAGUCAUGGCUUCUUACGAAGAAUUCUGUGAGAUGUAGUUUACUAAGGGUACUAGGAGCUGUUAGGAGACCCCCUACCCCCCCCAAGCUACAGUUGCCAGAGUUCCCUGGGAAGAGAGAUUGAUUCUUAAACCACCCUGUGAAUUGUCGCUCUGUGAAGGGAAAAAGGUCUCCUCACAACUUUCAGCACCUGUAACAAACUACAGCUCCCAUAAUUCCUUGGGGGAGACAUGACUGUUUAAAGUGCUGCCAUAGCACUUUAAAUGUAUGGUGUGAAUGUGGACAUUUCUCCUCCCCAGCUCCUUAACUAGCUGUGCUCUGUACCUUCCUCAAGUGAAUUUGUCUGGCUGGAAUGUGUCUUUGAACUGUGAUAAUGCCUCUUGCUUGCCUGGACAGAGGUUGGGAAGGUGUGUAAGGAAACCUCUGGUUUUUACACGGCUGGCACAGAGCCUCCCAUACAAUUGUUAGAGUCACACACAUUGCUGCACCCAUUUUUGUCUCUCCUUCUGCCCCUCCCUGACAUGUGCUGCCUCUGCUCCCAGAUGUUUCCCCACAAGGCAUUUCAUCCUUGCAUUACAGACAUCUUGAGAGAAGUCUCCCAUUUUGCUUCCUCAGCAGAUUGCUUUUCUUGUAAAAGGGUGGGUGGGGGAAUAAUUGAUGUCACCCAAAUAAUUCAAAUUCCAAGCACUGCUGGAGAAGAAGCAGGACUUUAUUAUGGCAAAGGACUUGGGAAUAUUGAUUCCUACUAUAUACCAUUUUUACUACAGCCUUCAUAAAACUAUGCUUGAAGAAGGUACUUUUCUAUGCAAUUCCUCUAAUGGCUAGAAAACUAGCUGAAGAGGCAUGCUUGAUUGACGUAGGAAAGGAGUGUGGAUGGAGUCAAAGAAAGUCUCUACAAACAGAGCUUCAUACUCCCAAUCCAGGAAAACCCCCGCAAAGAGCAACACUUUUGGUACCAAACAGGAAUGCAAAGAGAAGCUUCCCAAAUUGACACUCCAUCCCCCCCAAAAAACCUGUUUUGUUACAGUGAGAUAAGUGGGGAAAUGUAAUUGAUAGAAUAUACCCAAACAACCAUCAUCCUUGGCAUCUGUCUGACUCAAGAGAAAAGGGAAGAGUGCACCAUCUGGGGUAAAGUCAAGCUGUUGGAGUUACAGCACCUGCUAUGGCUGUAGAGACCAAUAAGGGAGAGAUAUGUUUUAUUGCAGCUGAGGAAAAUGAAGACAUCCUGUUGUGCUGAUCAGGGCUGGAUUUAGGUUUGAUGAGGCCAUAAACUACUGAAAGUAAUGGGGCCCUUUAUAUGUCCAGCUGUUCUUUGUCAGCAACAAAUUGUCACUGUUUUUUGUGUUGAGUAUAUGCUAAAUGGUUAUUUAUGGACCUAAUAGGUAUCUAAAGUUAUUUGCACAUGCAUAUAUAGAAAUGAGCAAACCAGUGAUAUUUUAGGGAGCAGGCUAGCAGGCAGGGCCCAUUACUGAACAUCAUGGGAGCCUACACAACACAAAACACUGUUGCUUUAUGUAGGUUUUUUUUUUUUAAUCUUAUAUUUUGGAAAUGUUCAUCCAGUGGGUUUUUUCCUUUAAUUUUUUUUUUGGAGGGGGCCCAAGAGAGUGGGGCCCUAAGCUAUAGCUUGUUUAGCUUAUACGUAAAUCCGGCACUGGUGCUGAAGCAGGCAUUUCUCUUCUCUGCACUCUUCCUAGCGGUCAUUCCUCCUCUGGUCAAUGCUGUGGAUACAUGACCUGACUUUCGUCAUCUACACUGUAGUCAUCGGCAUUGGAUUCCCACAUAGCAGGGUUGAUGUUGCAAAAAAUUAUAGAUGUAGGGAAAAGAAUAAAAGUGAAAGAACAGGAAAGGGCACUGACAUAAAAAGCCCAGACAGUAGUAGGGGAAUCAUUUCCAUGGAUUAUAAGAUGAACAAUAAUAGACCGCUAAAGAAUAUUGAUAAGGGGCCCAAAGCAAGUUAUGGCUUUUGAAUGUACCUGUCUCCCUUAGAUGUGUUUAAAUGUCUCUCCUGCAGGCAUUAUUGCUGCUGCCAUCAUCAUCAUCCUCAAUUAAAAUUUCUAUUGCAUCCAUCCUCCUAUGCAUUUUAAAUGUGCUUUCCCAAUGUUAUUAGUGCUCCCCCUCCCCUUGGAAUUCUGUUGAAGGAUAUAAAUGUUAGUGGUAUGCACAAGCCCCAAGUGUCAUCUCAGAGCUGCAUUUGUGUGUGUUUUCAAUUGCAAUGUGUUUCUGAGUUGCUCUGUGCAUUUUUCACUUUGAUCUAUUUUCAAGUUCUCAACAGAUCUGUAUAAAACAAAAUCCUGUGCUUCUCCACUCAGUACAACAGGGAACCUAAAAAUGACUACAUGUUUUUUAGCCUUUUGGCCAAAGUAAAUGAAAUUUAUAGGCACAGGAGUCCCUCCAGAGUGGGUUUUAACAAAAAAACAACCAAGAGCUCUUUCAAUUUUGGGCAGCCCCACUUCUUGCAAAGCCUUGGAGCUAGAGAAACACAGAGAUAUAUGGGAAACAUUGAUUGUUGAAAAGGAUAGAAACAGAGUGACAGACAUGAAGCUUUUGUGAGAAUCCCAAUCUGACUCAGCGGGGAGCUGGAAUAAUUGACAUUAUGCUUCAACUCAGGGGGGAGACCCUCAAAUCCCCCCAAUUCCCCUUGCUAUGUUCAUGCAGAGCAGGUGCACACCCUUAAUAAGUAUCCAUGAUAAAUAAUAAAAUAAAUGAAUGCCCCAUCAGCAUGUUGAAACAGAAAAGGCUUGCCUUUUUUUAAUCAAAAGAACUAGCAAGGUGUGCUUUAUGAUCUCAGCAGCCAGAAAGCCCAUGCCAUAGUGUUGGGGGGCAAUGGCUGUGUGAAGACCACACAUCAGCAGGCAAUAGUUUUCAUAGCCUUCGAAACAGAAUUUUCAUCAGAGAUUCUCCUUCCCAUCUUAAGACAUGAAGGGAUUUAUCCUAUGGGAAGUCCUACUCUCUGAUAAAGUUCAUAGGAAGUGAAAACCUUCAAAUAUCAAAACCAGUAGCUUGGAAUAACCUAGAAAAUUACCACCAAAAGCCAACACAGUUGCUGCUCAUCACCUUAUUUUUGCUGUGUUAGUGUCUACAACAGACCUGCAGCAAAAGGUUGGAGUAUGGAUCGCUCCUGUUUGUAGCUGACUGACUGGCCAUUGUAGCUGACUGACCCUGCCAUUCCUCCCUCAACACAGCCGGGUUUUCCAUUUCUGCUACUCUAUCAAUCACUCAGCAUUCCAUGAACAUGUAGCAUGCUCCAAACUCACAUGCUGCUUUGGACUUUCCACUCCCACCUCAAAGAUUCCCUCCCCCUAAUAUCUUUUGUACUUCGGCAAACUUUGAAAAAGUUUAAAUAUUAAGUAUCCUUAAUAUUUUAACAGCCAUGAAAAACUGAGAGCCAAUGAACUGUGUUCUUGUCUGUUUUUCUUUUUUCAAAGAUCUUUCUUCAUGGUAACAAUCUGAAUAGCCUUCACCAGCUUAUACACCCUGACUGCUUGCCCUCAGAGUUUGGAGGGACACUUCCUCCUUAUGACAUGGGCACUUGGGCUCGGACUUUACUUGGUCCAGACUACAAUGAUGAAAACGAAUACACGCACACUUCCUACAACACCAUGCAUGUGAAGCACUCGUCAUCCAACUUGGAGAGAGAAUGCUCACCCAAACUCAUGAAAAGGUAAGGUUCAGCCUCGGAGCACAUGUUUAGAGGAAAUGAAAAAUUAUCUGCUUUAAAACAGGAAAAGGAAAUAAUGCCUAACUGGAAAUGCAAGGAUUGCUUUGCCUUCAAGAGAGGAUAAUGACAAUGGAAGAACAUCAUCUAUAUACCAAGGAUGAGGAAUUUGUGGUUGUCCAACUUGUGGUUAGACUCCAACUCCCAUCGGUCCCAGCCAGCAUGCCUAAUGACCAGGGGUGAUGGGAACUGGUGGCCAACAAUAUCUGGAGGCACAGGAUCACUAUAAAUAAUAAUAGCAGUUACUGGCCUUAUGAAGAUGAGCAAAGCAAGUCAAAGGGAAAGAUGUCUCACCAGUGUAUUAUAUGAAAAUGUUUCAUAGUAAAAUGCUCUUUCAUGAGGCAGUAACAGGAUUAUGGCUGUUCUGGGCCUCAUUAAUGAUCGUUGAUUUUGGCACAUUCUGUCACACUUGUUCAGCAAAAUGGAAAAAGAAUAACCUGUGCAAAGGAAAGAGCAAAAUAUGGGGCCGGUUUGCAUGUAACAUUACCAAGUUAUGGUUUGCCAUGAACAAACAAGUGUGCUGAUGCCUGGAGAGAAAAUUGUGGCUGCUUUACUCCCCCCCCCCCCCCAUCCUACUGCUGCCUUGCUACUUUAUACUAAGCAUUAUAGGUGAGCCCAGGCAUGCAGUUUGUCUCAUCCAACACAUGAACUGCAACCAAGGUUUUUUCUUGGUAUAUCACUAAUGGUUUGUUUGGGAAGACAAACCAGAGCCUGGUUCAUACAUCAUGGUAAGUCAUAGUUUGGGUUACCCUUACAAAUAAAUGAGGCCAUACUCUAUGCCAAGGACCCAUUGUGGGUCAUGUCAAAUUUGGCUGUUUUGCAAGAACUGAGGCCAGCUGAUCCAGUGGCUGCCAUCCCCACUUUGUCGCCUCUUUUCACAGGUCUGGAAAACAGUUCACACAAACUAAUGAGCUUAUGAAAGGUAAUAGUUGACUAAAUCUAUUUACUGGUCCAUGCAGACUCACAAAAACAAUCUUGAGUAGAUUUAGGUUGCAAUCUUAUGCACAUUUACAUGGAAGGAAGCUAGCCUGAACUCACUGAGAAUUACUUUUGAGUAAAUAUUGCACUCUAUGGGGUUUUUCCCCCUGUAACCAUAAAUACAUAUGAAUAUUACUGAAAAAUCUGUAGUUGAGUAAUAACCCAAUACACAUUGUUUAUGCAUAUUUUUAUGUUGCCUGUAUUGUGUGGUUGCUCUCCUCCCCCCACCCCUUCAUAAUAAACACAGGCCUGGUAUUAUAGCUGUAUAGUUGGUGAUACAGAAUAGACACGACUGCAGUUUGGUAUGCAGUUUUAAGCACAUACCAAAUCAUGUACUGUGGUUUGUCUCUGAUGGAAAAUGUAAAUGGAGUGGGAUUCCAAUCACAGAAUUAGAGAUUUAGGACACUGGGAGUUUGGCCCAAUAAGAUAAGUUUGUUACAAGAAGACAAAAUACAUUCUACAGCAAUGGGAAAAUAUGCUCUGCAUUUCUAUUCCAUCUCAAGGAGAUAUGCUUUGCAGCUCGAGAAAUGGAUGCAAGUUACUAUGGCGACACCAUUUCCCUCUGUGUAUGCCACACAUAUGGAAAAUGCAAGGGAAGCUAGUCACACUAGAAAGCUGAAAACAGCAAGAUGAACAUUGUUAUUAUUAUUAUUAGUCACUUUCCCCACAGAAAGGUGAGCUCAAAGCAACCUACAAAAACAAACAUCAAAAACAAGUAUAGAAGCAUGAGUAAAAACAACUUUAAAGGCUCCUGUAUGAGUCUGGGUAGCUCAGUUGGCUAAAGCAUGGUGCCAAUAACGCCAAGGUUGCAGGUUCAAUCUCCCUAUGGGACAGCUGCAUUUUCCUGCAUUGCAGGUGGGUGGGAGUAGAUGAGUGGUUCCCAACCUUUUUUUGGCCAUGCCCCACCUAAGCAUCUCUAAAAUCCUGAUCCCUGCCCCCCAUGACAUAUAAUUCUUAUUAUUCAAAAAGUGAACUACUAUUCACAUGGAGGAAGCCUAAAGGGCCGUUAACUUGGCCUAAACAAGCUCGAAUUGCCCCCCCCCCUUAAAAAUCAAAUUGCCCCCCUGUGGAAACCACAGGACUAGAUCAGGCAUAGGCAAACUCAGCCCUCCAGAUGUUUUGGGACUACAACUCCCAUCAUCCCUAGCUAACAGGACCAGUGGUCAGGGAUGAUGGGAAUUGUAGUCUCAAAACAUCUGGAGGGCUGAGUUUGCCUAUGCCUGGACUAGAUGAUCCCCAGGGUCCCUUCCAACUCUACAAUUCUAUGAUUCUAUGUAUAAAAGAGCAGAAGCAAGUCUAAUGCAGCUCUCUCUCAAUCGACAAAAUCCUUGUGCUGUCAACUCUGAAUUGGCAGUGGCUCUCCAGGGUUUCAGGCAGGCAGUCUUCCCCAGCCCUACCUAAGAUGUUGAGGACUGAAGUAGUGAUCCAGCUCUUUGCUACCACAUGGACAGGCACACAGGAACACAGGUCUCUGCCUUUUAUCGACUCACACCAUUGCUAAAUUUUGUCUUACACUGACUGGCAGCAGCUCCUCAGGAUCUCUCUCCCAGCCCUGCCUGGAGUUGCUGUCAGUUGAAGACAGGACCUUGUGCAUCCAAAGCAGAUGCUUUGCCCCUGAGCUCCAGCCCCUCCUCUCCACCUGGUGGCGGUGACAGGGCUUGAGAACUGAAAAGAAACAAACCCAGAAUGCUACUGAAACCAAAAAGGCUUUGCGUGUUAUCAAUAAGUAAAUCAAUAGCGGCUUGUUGGAAGAAAACAUUUUCCCUUAUUAUUUUCUGCAGCAGGAAUGAAUCAUUGGAAGAUAAUAGCCUAGAGGAGCCAGUGUAAUGGGCAAGGAAUUAGAGGGAAAUGCGCAGAUGGGAGGUGAGGCCCCAGUGAAUAGAUCUUUUGCAGUGUGGCCGGAUUGAUUGGUUACAGUGCACCAAUUUGAAAGGCACAAAGCUCAGCUCAAGGGGGAAAGCUCAGCAGGAUAGUCAUGGGUUUCCCCCACCCACACAUGGAUUUCAGCAAAUAAGGUUGUUAAUAACGCAAAGGAAGAAUAAAAGACGAGAAGUAAAAGACUGGGAAUGAGAGCAUGUGGGUUGCUUUCAUUGUGUUGUCGUCCCCCCCCCCCCAUACAGCCUAAUCUUAAAGUGGAGUAGGGAUUGUUUCAUGUUUGAAUAGAUUUUUUUUAAAGCUUUCACAGGUAAGAAAAAAAAUGUGGCUCAUAGCUCAAGACUACAGCUGACAGGUUAAAUCAGAGCCUUAAGGCACCUUCAUGUUUCCUAUAGGAGUGCACUGGAGGGGGAAUGUGGGUGUGAUGGCUGAGUCUGUACAGAUGUAUAUAUAGAAAGAUGGAGAUAAAGAUAGAUGGUGUGUGUGUUGCAGAAUAUUUGGUGUGAAAUGCUCCCUGCCCCCCGAAACACAUCUGCAGAGCAGAUGCCAUCAUCAUGGUCUUACCAGAGAUGGAGGACAGGUCUGGGAGCCAAAUGCCUCAUCCAGGCCUCUCCAUCUGCCUCUCAGAAAUCUCCCCUCACUGGGCCUUGCUUCACACCCCUGUCUGUGAAGUAUUUUUGACUGACUGGAUUACAUCCUUGAACUCCAAUAAUGCUGCUUGCUUAUUUGGGUGAAGGAUUGAAAGGGGUAUGUAGUAGUAUAGAGUGCAGAGGAGCAGCAGCCCCAGGUGCAAAAUUCUGAGGGGGCGCAACCAGGUGCCUCCAUGACAGACACCCUCAUCUAGGCUACAUGGCUGAGCUCCUGCUGCCUUCUGGAUCUGUGGGGAGGCAAGCUGUGCCCUGGUUGGGUCUUUGGAGCUCCUUCUCCUCAGGGCCGGCAAAGAACACCCACACGCCCAGCCUCAGGGCUGGCCAAGCCGGGAGGCACAGCCACCAAGUCGAAAAGGCACAUGGCCACCACCGCCAUCAGUGGCAGCAUUGGUAGCCAUGUGUCUCACAGACUCCGUGUGCCCCCCCCCCGGUGUGUGCCUACCUCUACCCCAGCUGCCCUGUUCUCCAGGGAGCAUAAUACUUGCCCUGCUCCAGGGACCAGCAACCCACGCUACGCCACUGGGGGUAUGUGAGUGUUUUUAGAAACUAACUUACAGUACAAAAGUAAAAUUUGCAUAUACUGUUCUGCUCCCUUUUACCUCUGGCCUCACCCACCCCUGGCAUGCUGACCCAUGUGUACUUUUGCCUGCAGGCGCAUUUCCUCAGCCUCCAAAAUACCAAUCCUGUGUUCUAUUCUGAGUAUCAAAUGGAACAGAGAGCUAACACUUUGCCUACUGCUUCUGGAUCACAUACACCCCAUAACUGCAGUUUAUAUUGCUAAAAAUAGUGAAGAAAGAGAGAGCCUAAAGGAUAUAUUUGGUCUAAAUAUAGAGGAAGAGAUUCUAAAGAAUCAGGAGCAGUUUUAGAUGUUUUGUUAAGACAUACAAAUGAUUGGCCAGGAUUACAAACCCCAGAUCUGGCCCUACCACUAGAUAGUGUGAGGAAGCCACCUGAGGCAGCUGAUUUUGAAAGGGCAGCAAACUGCCAGUCAUUUAAUUAUUACUGCAUUGCCUGCUGCCAAGGAGACGACAUGACACUCGUGGGAUUUUCAUUCUCAGGUGCCAAAAUCACUCAACUGACCCUGGGUGAAAUGCACUUUGAAAUAGGUGUGGAAAUGCACUAUUUGCCUCAUUGCCAUAGGCAGGAAAAUGUUUUGGAUUUGCCCGGGGCAUCUGUGAACUGGCUGUACAAGAGAGGGAGGUGUCUUGCUGCUGAUGAAAUGAGUUUCACCAUUACAGAGAAACUGUUUCCUUUGAUUUAUAGUGGACCAACAAAUCACACGCGGCCCGAGCCCUCUUCAAGUAUUUGUUUGGAACCUCGGGAUUCCAAACAUAUCACUUGUGGGAUGCAAGAGACUCCCUUUUUUAAACAGUCCCCUUCCGCAAGUUGAAAAGUGAUUCAAAUAGGGAUGGAGCUCCAUUGCUCAGGGCUUCUAUCCAAUGCAGUUCCAAGUAACUUUCCUGUAAGGAUCAACGCUGGUGCAAUGGGACUUCUCCUACUCUCCUCCCCUGCAUGUCCCAAGCCCUCCCCAAAUCUGCUCCAGAAGGAUGCAGGGACCUAGAAUUGAUAUGGGGAUGCAGAACUGGAUAAAAUCCUCUUAUGCAAGUGUAAAUCCUUGUAUGUCGAGACAGCUAGUUAGCUCUGCAUUGGAUGCAAGCCCAGUUCUUCUGUCCAACCAUCAUGUGUUUACUGGAAUGCCGCUAACUCAGGUUUAAGCCUGAUACUUUUAUAAACCAGCUAAAGGCGCCCUCAGUUCAUGACGUAUGGUACAAGCUUACUUUGAGAGACAGAACCUUCCAGAAUGGGGGGAAAAAGCUUUUUGUUUUCUCUCACUGAAGCAUACACUUGCCCUUGGAAAGAAACCGCCAGCUAGAACUCAAUUCCGAAUACUAAUCUCUUUUAGAUUAGGGGUUUCAGGAAGAGAGAACACUGUUCCCAUUAGUGUUCUGGUUAGCUGUUCUAUUUUUACACUGCAGUGUUGUUGAAGGAACCGCUGGUGAUUUUUAUGAGGAACAUAAUUUGUACUUUCUAAAUCCAGCUAAUGCUUAGAUGGCAUCCAGUGUGAAUGAAUCACUAACUAAUAUUAACUCAAAGGCAUGUUCCAAAUCCCACAGUGAAGCUGGAACAUGGUGCUCAGCUCCUGCGACAGACGAUACCUGAAAUCUAAAAGGCUACAUUUAAAAUAUUAGUCUUCCGCAACGUUCAUCCAUCAAUUCUUUUGUUCUUUGGUGACUCAGGCUGCUUCAAAUGCUUUAGAUUUUGCAUGGGAUGAGGGUAGCAGACGGUGCAUUUGUGCUCCAAUGUUUCCUUUCUCAAAAAUUCACAAACCAUGUCUCUGAACUCCUCCUGGAUUUGAGAGAAAUUUAAACACAGUUUGGAGAUUCUGGAGGAUGAGGGGGGAGGGGGAAAAUCAGUACUGCAUUAAAUCUUUAAAGCCCUAAAUAACUUGGGGCUAGGUUACUUAAAGGAUAGCAUCUUCCUGUAUGUACCUGCCCAGACCUAAAGAUCUUUGCUGGAAGAUAUUCUCAGGUUUUUUUCAUCUUGCGAGGUUUGAUGGGUGAGGCACUAGGGAGGGGCCUUUUCAGAGUUGUUGCUCCAAUUACGGAAUGUCCUCCCCAGAGGGGUUUGCCUGGUGCUUGAGUUAAGGACUUUCACUCAAAGUCCUUUUUAGUGCCACUUGCCAUUUAGAACCAUGUUAUAGUGUAUUUUAGUACCUGGGAGAAAUUAUUUUUAGCUGAGCUUUAAAUCCUGUUAUAGAAUUAUUUCAUGCUGCUGCUGCUGUUGCUGGAGGAAUUGUAUUGAUUUUAGUGUUUUCACAUUUUUUGAUAUUUCAAAAUCGAUAUUAUUGUUUUAAAUUUUGUGUGAACUGACCAGAAUAUGUUGCUAAUGGGCAGUCAACAACUGUCUAAAAUAAACAAAUAAAUCCAGUGGUGUACAUGUGAGCACCAGCUUGUAUGUUUAAAGCCGGGAUUAGAAACUGGAUCUGACAAGUGGGUCGGAUCCUUGUUUCCAGUCCCUGCAGGUCAAACCCACCUGCCAUACUUCAUCUUAAAAUAGCAUAUAAACUCAGAGGCUUAGUGUUACUUGGAACAUCACUACCUGACAUCAGGGAAACUACCAGGAACCUACCAAUUUUGCCUAUGACCUCCUCCAAUCUGACCCCACCAAUGUGUUGAUAGAAAUCAGCACUUUGCAAAAUAAUUUCACAAUCAUCAACACUUGUACAAAGCCCACUACUUUUUUUUAUACCAAGCCAGAUGUUUUUGGAAAUGUUAAUUGCCUUGAGAUUAUAUUGAGAAAGUCAAUAAAAUAUUAAGACUCGGUACAUUCUUGGAAAGACAAAUGGCAGCUGAAGCCUUAAAGCCUAAGCAAUGCUAACAGCUGUUCUUUGUUUUCAGGUCUCAGUCCGUGGUGGAACCUGGAAUGUUGAAACAUGAGGAUCAGCAUGAGAAUGAGAACACCCAGCCACUGCUGGCUCUGGACUGA
Podarcis lilfordi (Lilford's wall lizard) is the source of this 51675-nucleotide messenger RNA. NCBI's taxonomy places the organism in Eukaryota, Metazoa, Chordata, Lepidosauria, Squamata, Lacertidae. The record is from the annotation of a GenBank genome assembly.